ACAAACCGGCGCGUUUUGCGAUCCCGGAACGCCUCACGGACAGUGUGUGUGCGAUUAUUCUUGAUGACAGAUGUGCGAGCCAAACAAUAGUCGUUGCAAAAGCAAUCAGAUUAUGACAAUAUGAGUGCGAACGACGGCGAUCCGGGCGGCGGGUCGAAGAGACCGCCCGACGAUCCGUUGACCCCCAAAACGAAGAAGUUGAGGGAGAGGGUCAGAUUUUUCGAGAAGGUGUGGACCGGUUCGUCCGGCGACGAGGUCGACGACGGCCGGACGUCGCAGGAGUACGACGUCGACGAGAUCGAGCGGCGCCUGGCCGAGGAGCGGCACCGGCACCUGGAGAGUCCGCAGUUGGAGCAGGUGACGUUGAGGAGGACGCCGGCGGGCUCGCCGAAACAUGUGGUGGAACACCACCAGCAGAUCCGGCCUGACGGCAGUUUCCAGGAGACCAUCACCACCACCACACAAGAGGGUGACUUGGCGACCGGCGUCAAAUCGGUUAAAAUCGAGAGGGUAUUCCUCACGAAAACCGUACGCCAAGUCACGUCCAGCUCCAGCACGACCUCCAUAAAAAAAUUCUCGUCGAGCCGCACUCCAUCCGAGGAGCGGCUCCUCGACUCGGCCUACAUGACACAGUCCGCCUCCACGGGAAACAUGGCGUCCACCUCCAGCCUCACAUCCCUGUCGGCCAGAUCGUCCGACGAAAGUCUGAGGAAGUACGAGGGCAGAAGAACGCCCAGCAGGGACGAGCACGCGUCGAGGAGGACGCCCAGCAGGGAAAGGGACGAGUGGGACGACCACAGCAACAGCAGUAAAGUGACUAGUUCUAGUUCGGAAUGGUACACCGAAUACAGAACUCAAAGUUUCCAACCCACCUCCAUCAAUUCCAACAAGAUCCAGUACGUCAGGAGUAAAUCGCAGUACGAGCAGCAUAUCGAUUCGAUCAGAGACGAACAAGAGAGAGUGCAAAAGAAGACAUUCGUCAACUGGAUCAAUUCAUACUUAUCUAAGCGAGUUCCACCGCUUAGAGUAGAUGAUUUGAUUGAAGACUUGAAGGAUGGUACCAAACUAAUUGCACUUCUUGAAGUGUUGUCUGGAGAAAGACUGCCUGUGGAGAGAGGUAGAGUUUUGAGAAGACCACACUUUUUGAGCAAUGCCAACACGGCUCUACAGUUUCUGCAAAGUAAAAGGAUUAAACUAGUCAACAUCAACUCGAGUGACUUGGUGGAUGGGAGACCACCAGUUGUCUUGGGUCUUAUUUGGACUAUCAUUUUAUAUUUCCAGAUCGAAGAAAAUAGCCGUGCCUUGGAAUACUUGGCGCAAUGGGGUUCCACCAGCAGCUUAGAAAGCGCUGGAACCACAUCAUCCAAAGACAAAUGGAAACAAGGUGCCCGCAAAACAUUGCUCAACUGGGUGUCCAACGCUCUGCCCAGAGAUUCCGGAUUGGAAAUCAAAGAUUUCGGUGCCAGUUGGAGAGAUGGCAUCGCAUUUUUGGCCAUCAUUGACGCCAUUAAGAAGAAUUUAGUCGACAUUGCCGAAUUAAAGAAAGAAUCAAAUAAAACUAGAUUAGAGACAGCCUUCGACGUCGCAGAGAACGAACUAGGUAUUACCAGACUGCUCGAUCCUGAAGACGUUGACGUACCCAAACCAGACGAAAGAUGUAUUAUGACUUACGUAGCACAGUUCCUACAAAAAUACCCAGAACCCAAAUCCACAGGACCAGACGCGAUAGCAACUAUUCAAGAAGAAUACAGUGAAUUACUGUCGUGGUUGUUGAAGAAGACACAAUAUUUGGACCACUUGCAACAAACCAAUUCCCUACCCUUAGACUUUAACGAAUAUUUAGCCUUCAAAUCAGAAGUUGACGACAAGGAAAAGAUGUAUAAAAAAUUGAAGGGACUCAUAGAGUCCCAAAGUGUGAUUUCAAUUGCCAAGGAGUCGUGGUACGACGUCUCGAAACUUUGGAACAAAUUAGACCUCCAACUACAUUAUUGGUUGUGGCUUUUGGACUCCCUCCUUCCUGGAGAGUUCAAAUACGUGGGUGAAUGGCUGGCGAAGGCCGAGAGAUUGAUUUAUUUCGAUGAAAUCCCCACGGUUAUGAACGAAGAGACCGCCGCCAUCAUCAGCCGCAAGUUGGAGGAACACAAGGCGUUCUUCGCCGACCUGCCAGCUGUGCAGCAACGUUUUGCCCUAGCCCGUAACUCACCCCUAGCCAGAGAAGUGCCUUCCGAACAGUUGAACAAUAUGGCUGUUAGACUGAAUGAAAUUGGACCUAAAGCUACCCAGAGAAGAGUGAGACUGAAGUUCCUUGAACAUAAGUGUUGCCUUAUUGCAUUUUUGCAACUUACUGAAAUUAAACUGAAAGCAUGGAAUGCCAAAUAUGGACGUGUAGAUAAAGUUCUACAACUACUAGACCAGUACAGAAAUUUCGUAUCAAAGAAUCACAUUUUCCAAGAAUUCAAUAAAGCCUACCAAGAUAUGAUAGCUGUUAUAGAAGAAUACAAACGAGACGGAAACAUAAGUAAAAAAGAACUUCAACAAAUCGACCACUUCAUGCAAGACACGGCGGACAAAUGGAAACGUGUAUCUAUGGAACUACGUUGCGUACAAAGCAUCCUGGAAGAAGUAGUUGCUCAUUGGAACAGAUGGGAUUCGUUAGCACCACAUUUCGAUGCUUGGCUGUCCAAGGCCGAACAGGCAAUGUUACUUCCAGAAGAGGAAAGGAUGGAAUUCUUCCAAGAUAUUUCCGUUUGGAAGAAAACAUACGAAGAAUUGGGAGAGACUGUUGCUUUCCUCAUUGCAACCAUAGAAGAAAAUCUCGCACUCGAACUAAGGGAUCGUUAUCAAAAUAUGACUGAAAGAUGGGAGAGGAUUUACCCACAGGUCAAUAAGUAUAGUCAUGCUGGCGACAUUCUUAGAAAUCGUAAGGACUUCCGUGCUGGCUUGGAAGAACUUUCAAACUGGUUGAGAAAGGCCGAAAACGUAUUGAGUUCGCCCAGUUUAGGUUCUAUGGAGCGAAUCCGGGAGCACACCAACAAUCUCAUGAAGUUACAAAGUGAGAUAGAAGAGAUGGAGAACUUGUUCAAGAACAUUUCUAAAACUUUCCAAAACAUUAUUCAAGACUUAUCGAGAGAAGACGUUGAAAAAAUGAUGAGUAUCUUAAAACAAGAGAAGGAAGCCUUAGUAAAAGUAAGAGCUUUAAUUCCUGCCCAGAUACAUUUAUUCAACCAAUUAUUGAUUCAACAAGAAUCUUUGGAAGCCGGUCAGAAAGAAAUCAACCAGUGGCUCGAUAAUGCAGAGAGUUUAUUAAGUAGUCUUACCCUCGAAGGUGACAAGGAACAACUCAAAGAGCAAGUUGAUAUGGUUAAGAAAUUCUUCACACGUACUCUCUAUUAUAGAUCUAUGCUGGACAGCAAAAACAAAGUUAUGAACAAUAUCAUUAAAUCUGUCGAUCAAGCUAAGAAUCCCGACGUUGAAGCAAUGACAGCAAAAAUGGAACAACUCAACGAUAAGUUUGCGUAUGUCACCCAAAACGCACAACUAUGGGAACAACGCCUGCAAGAAGCUAUUCGCUGCUGGUACAACUUCUCCGAAUCCCAACGUGUCAUUUCCAACUGGCUUAGUCACGCCGAAAAAUUAAUUUCUGAAAAGAGGAUCGACAGCAAGGAGGUCGUAGAAGAACACAAAAUUUUCUUCCAAUCCGUUAACGAAAGAUGGAUGCAUGACUUAGUUCAAAGUUCACAAGACCUGUGCAACAGUCUUCCUAAGGACCAACAUGGCCCGAUUCUGUCAUCAGUUAAUCAAUUGCAACAGAAAUGGAAAGAAGUUAUGUCGUUCGCGCCGUUGCAUCUUAUGCGAUUAGAGUUUAGAUUAGACGAAACGACUUUCCACUAUUACAUCAAGGAAAUAGAGAAAGAAAUCAAUAACGAACAUCUCGCAUUUAGUAGACAAGAAAAUGUAGACUCCAUUAUUCAUAGAAACAAGGAAUUCUUCUCAUCUAGAGGACCCUUAGGCGAAACCUAUCGUUGCUUGGAGAAUUUGAGGAGAAUCACAGAGGUGUAUUCUCAAAAGUACCCAGAAGAUAAGAAUCUUGCUGAGGCAUUCCACAGAGCUGAACAACAGUGGAAUAAUGUCAACGUCAAAGUGGAGAAUCUUAGACAAGAAUUGGAUCAAAUUCCUGAAAAGUGGGAGCAAUACCACCAGAAAUUCAACAGCAUAGCCAAGUGGAUGGAUCAAGUGGAUGAUAAUUUGAAAAACAUUCUUAACGAUGUGACCAGUGAUGAGGAGUUCGAAAGACAAAAGGCCAUAUUCCAGAGCAUCUGUAAAGACGCUGAGUCUAAACGAGAAGAUAUGAAAUGGUUAGUUCAAACUCACGAUGCUUUAUCGUCACACUGUCCAGAGGAACAAGCCAUCAAAGAACAGAAGAAUCUGGAAGCUCUAAUUUUGCGCUACAAAAACUUAAUACCCUCUAUUGAAAUAACUAUGGUGAAAACAGACACCUUUUCUAAAUGCUAUUCUUAUCGUCGUGAAGUACGAGAAGUGUGCGAGUGGUUGAAGACUGUAAGAGAACAGUCCAAACAGAAACCACAACCACAAAGUUUGCAAGUUGUUAACCAGUUAAUAAAGCAUCAAGAAGUAUCUAUUUCGCAAUUAGACGAGAGAAGACCAGUCAUCAUGUCCUUGCUACAAAAAGGCAAAGAACUAUCAAGAGAUGCAAAUGCUCCUAGUUUCAUUCCUCAAGAAGUGAAAACUCUAGAAACUGGCUGGACAGAAACUUAUGACGAAUCAGUGCAAAAACUUCACACAUUAUUAACCACUCAACACCUUUGGGAGAGAUACGAAGACCAAAAACAAGAAAUUGUCAAUCUUCUAGAACGAGGUGAACAAAAUCUGCAACGUAUCCCACCUACACAAUACAAUCCACAAAUGCUCCCUAAUGAACUCGUCAAUACUCAACAGUUGUGUAUUCAAUUGCGUGAAGACACAGACGAUUUACUUAAAAAACUCAGAGAAACUUCUGACAAUUUAGGUAAACAAACAGGACCCGAACAAUAUCAGCAGUUCAAUAGAGAAGUUCAUGAUAUUGAACAACGACUCAACACUACAUUGACUAACGUACAAGAACAUGUCGUAUUCUUACAAGAGCACAACACCAAGUGGACCACUUUCCAAACUAAACUUACUCAACUUCAAAAUUGGACAACACAAACAGCACCACAUCUACUAUCUUCUGUACAAGAAGAUACAGUAACACCAGAGGACAGAUUGACCAAGACGAAUAUUCUACAAUCUGAAGUAGUUCAUAAAGUUAAUCUCCUAGACGAGCUAGGAAAGGAAGCCCAACAAUUGGCUAUUGAAGAUAACCCUGAAGCACAAAAAUUAAAGGCGGAUCUGGUUGCUUUACAAGAUAGAGUUGUAGCUAUCAAUAAAUCAGUCGAGAGUCAAGCAGUAACAGUAAACAGAGAUCUUAAAAACUGGCAGGCAUACCAAUCCAGUAUUCAGGAAAUUAAGCCAUGGGUUGAACAAGCAGAAAUUAAAGUUCAAACUGGAGUGCCAAAACCAGGUUCCCUGGAAGAAGCUAUUCUUCUUCAAAGUCAAGCUAAAGAUUUUGCUAAAGAGUGUGAAAUCCAACAACAAAAAUUGCAAGGCGUUCAGAGCUUAACUCAGAAAAUGGAAAUUAAGACAAAUGCCCCUGACGAAGUGGACUCGAUGCAGACCAGGUGGACUAUUGUUCAUGAUACCGCCGCACAAUGGGGACAAAAAUUAGACAAGUUAGUCACAAAUUGGGUAGAAUUUGACAAAAACGCCCAACAUUUGGAACACUGGAUUGAUAAAAGUGAAAAACUACUUGCUGAAAAGUCAGUAAACCUUAACACACCCAACGUCGACAAACUAGAAAAGGAAUUAGCCAAAUUGAAAGCAUUCAACAAUGAAAUAUCUGAACAACAAGCUAAACUCAUUGCUUUAACCCAAACAUCAGACAGCAUUAGUUACAAUGUGAACCCUGAGGGGGCCGCUUUCGUCAAAAACCAAGUGCAAGAACUCAAAACUAAAGUAACACAACUUGCUGAAGGAGUCAGAGCUAAAAUUAAUGAUGUAUCUGAUGCUAUAUUAGCCAAACAUGAUUUCCAAACUAAAGUGUCCGAAUUCUCCAACUGGUUAGAAAAUAUUCAAUCAAAUGCAGCUCAAAUUGACGAAAUUCCUGCAGACAAAGUUGAAAGUGCUCUUAUCAACGUUCACAAUUUAUUGCAAGAACAUCACGAGAAGCAACCGUUGUUCAACCAGAUAUACAGUGAGGUAAAAGAAAUUACUCUGCAUACUCCACAAAAAGAAAACGAAGGUCUUAACGAGGAGUACACAACCUUAGUACAACAUAACCAAGAAAUAGAGCAUAGACUGCAAGAAAAGAAAUACUCACUUGAAAGGUGGAUAGAACUUUUAAAUUGGCACGGAGAUACCAACAAUCAAUUGAGUCAUAUCAAAAAUAUUCUGGAGAGUGAGAAAAAUGCUCCUGAGAAUUUGCAAAAACUUACCACUGAAAUUAAUACCGUCAUUGAGAAAAUUGUAACCUGGAAGCAGCAGGCUCCUGCAAUUGACAGUAGACCAGAUAUUGUAAUUCUCGAUAAACAAACUGCCUUGCCUAGAAGUGCAGAUAAUAUUGUACGGGAAAUUGAAGUUAAAGCUAUUAACUUAAAAUCUCAAUUGGCUGACAAAUUGGAAGGUCUUCAAAAGGUUCAGUCCCACUGGAACCAAUUUGAGAAUAUACAACAACAAAUCAAUGCUGACUUAAACAAAACUGCUAAUCAACUGCAGUUAAUAAAUGCAGAUGUUAAGCACUCCAGUGACCUACCCAAAGCAGUAGAGCUACUAGGCAAGUUAUUGGAAAGUCAAGUAGACAAAUCACCGGUCAAGGAAGAACUUCGUAAAGAAGCCUUACAGUUAAUGAAGGAAGACAUACAAAAUGUAUCUGUCAUUCAAAACUCUGUUUCCACAAUUGAAAGUAAUUGGAACAAAGUAAAUGAAGAUAUUAAGGAUGAGAAACUUAAAUUAUCAGACAUUAUAUUUGCUUGGAAUGAAUUCCAAGAAGCAAAAGAUCGUGUGGUCAAAGACAUCGGAAAAAUUGAUAAAACAGUGGACAACCUGGAUAUUCCUAAUGAUAUAAUACAAGCUAAUAUUAACUUUGAUAAAGCCAAAAAAGCCUUAGAAGCCCUGAAGAAAACGAAAACUGCUCUUGAUAAAGCCAACAACAAAGGUCAAACAACAAUUAAGAAGGCAGAAGACAUGCCAGGUAUAGAAGAAGAAGUUAAGAGAGAUUUACAAAUAGUACAAGAGGUUUGGUCAAGAGUGUACGAAAAAAUUUUGAGAAUAGUACAAACUACAGAAUCACAAUCCACUAUAUGGAAACACAUCGAAGACACCAAAAAUAAUUUGCUUCAGUGGGUUGGUGAACAAAAUACAGCAUUGAACCAAGCGGCGGAAAAGCCGAAUGAAGUUGAAGUUGCUUCAGUAAAAUUAGCAAAAUACAAAGAAGAAUUACCUGCUCAACAAAGACUCAAGCAAAGUAUUCCAGCCAAAUAUACUCAGUUAUUGAAAUUAACUGAUGGAAAGGAAAUCCCUAACUUGCAGGGACUGGUAAAUCUUUUAGAUGACCAAUUCGUUGAACUAGAUAAUACUGCCCAAAAACUAGAAUCACUCACGUCAACCUUUGGCGAAAAAGACAGAUCCAUCAGAAAUAACAUUAAAGAUCUUAAUAGCCAAAUUUCUGGUUUGAGAGAAGAAAUUAUCAAAUGCGAAGAUUUGUCAGGAGACAACAACAAAAUAUUACAAAGACUACUUAGAGUUAAAGACCUAAAACAAAAACUUCUGGGUUGUGAUGGUAAUAUUAAACAAAUCGAUAGAGAAGUUCAAGUCAUGAGACAAAAUUACCCAACGUUUGGUGACGCCAUACCUAAAGAACAGCAAAUGUUAAAGAAACGUUAUGAAGACAUAAUCCAACACACAAAUAAGAUAGAAAAUUCAUUAUUAAACUUCUUAAAGAAAUUCCACAAUGAGAAAUACGGAGCUCUUCAAAGAAUUAUUGAUACACAUAAAGAUAAAAUACAAUGGUGUCAACCAGAGCCAUCUAGUGACAAGUAUAAUCUACAAGUGAAGCUCAACUCAUUGGAGCCAAUUCAGAAAGCUAUUCAAGAUUGUGACAAACGAAAGGAUGAAUUAGAAAACUCACUUGCCCUUCUUGAACAAAUUGAAUCACCUGAAUCCUUUAAACUACUAACUGCUGAAAAAGAUCACGUUUUGUUGGAUUUGGAUAAUCUGAAACAAAGCUAUGCCAACACUAAAGAGAUAUUGGAACGUAAUAUUGCCAUUCAUGAUAAAUAUGAUAGUCUUUCCGACGCAGUUGCUUCUUGGCUAAAAGAUACAGAAAAUAGAGUUAAGGCAGAGAGCUCCACACAAAUUGAUUUAAAUACUGUGGAUAAUAAGAUUGCUGACGUUAAAAAAUUACAACAAGAAGUUUUGGCUUAUGAAAAAGAAUUGAAACAAUUGGCUCCAAUUAGCGAGGAACUAGUUAAAGAAAUACCGGAAUCCAGAGUGAAUCAAUACGUACAACAUUUCAAUGCAAGAUAUGACGCCAUAACCAAAUUCUUAACUAGUUACUUAGAAAAGUUAGAUGAGCUUAAUAAAUAUAAGCAAUUAUAUAGAAAUAGUAUAAACGAUGUGGAAAAUUGGCUUGUACAAGCUGAAGACAAAGUUAAAACGUUUGCUGAAAUUGCUGCUAAACCAAAUCAAGCAACUUUGGAAGAACUUAAAAAGUUUGCAAGUGAGAAAGAAAAAGGCCAAACUUUAUUGUCAAGGGCUGUAGAGCAUGGAGAAGCUUUGUUUUCAGGUAUUACCCCAGAAAAUAGAGAAGCUAUUAGAACGGAACUCAGAACUUUAAGAGACAAGUCCGAAGGAUUAUUGGACAGAGUGAAUGUUAUAUAUAAGCAAGUGGAAAGCACAUUGAUGCAACGACACUCCUUCGAUGACAGUCUACAACAAGUUCACUUAUGGAUUACUGAUGCAGAAUCAAAACUAGGAGGUGAAAUGAAACUUGAUUCUACUUUACUUGAAAAGAAACAAACCCUACACAACUACAAAACAUUAUCUCAGGACGUAAAUCUGCAUAAGACAAUUCUAAAACAGUUACAAGAUAAAAUUGGAAACUUGUCUGAUGCUGACGCAGAAAACAAAUUACAAAAGAACCUUGACGAUUACAACAAUCUAGCUCAAGAGGUUAACAAACGUAUUGAUCUUGCGGAAGAUUAUGUUACACAACAUGAUGCCUAUAACCAAGCCAUUGAAAAAUGCCAUGAUUGGUUAAGUGCGUUGACAUCUGAAGCGGCACUUUUAGUAGACGAAACGUCAUCAGAAUCACCAGAAGCAAAACUCACGGUAGUUGAGAACUUGUUAGCACAAACUGAUGAAGGAAACAAAAUUAUUGCUUCGUGUAAAGCUCAAUUGGAUGUUGUCUUAGCCCAAACUGCCCCUGCAGGACACCCACCCUUAAUCAACAGUUUCCAAGAUCAAGAAAAAUCCUGGAAGCUUUUCUUAGAGCUAUGCUCAGACGCACAAGAAAAACUUAACGACAUAAACAAUCAAUACGCAGAAGUAGAGAAACUUAGUGAAUCUUUGGAAGCAUGGUUGAAACAAAAGGAAUACCAAGUUAAAGAUCAAAGUUUAAGAAAUACUGAAGAUGCCAAGAGGGCUCAUUUAGAAAAGUUAAAGAACUUAGAAAAAGAAAUUAUUCAGAAAGAACCGGAGUUCAACAACUUUGCAGAAAUUAUUAGAACCAUUGAACCUAGUCAGAGGCUCACUCAAUUUUUGUCAAGAUACCAACACUUGAAAAACAACGCAAAGGAAGCGAUUAACAGAUACGAAGGUUUCGUAAAAGAACAUCAAGACUUUAAUGAGGAAUACGACGAAUUUUUACACUGGUUAUCAGGUAAAGAAGAGGAAUUACAAGAUUUGUGUCACAUUGUUGGAGAUUUAAAUGUUUUACAAAACAGACAAAAAGAAAUAAGGGAGCUUAUCGACGAAAGAAACCAAAGAUCUGGUCAAUUUGACAAUCUUUUGGACAAAGGAGAGAGACUUUACGCACAUACGUCACCAGAUGGACGUGAAAUAGUUCGCCAAAAAUUGAGAAACAUUAGAACAAUUUGGGAUACGUUUGCAGAAGAUUUACAAAGUGCCACAAACAAGUUGGAUCAAUGUUUGUUGCAAUUCUCCGAUUUUACUGCUGCACAGGAACAACUCACAAAGUGGCUGAAGGAUGUGGAAAAAGCAAUGCAUCAACACACAGAGUUAAAAUCCACUUUGCAAGAAAAACGUGCCCAAUUACAAAAUCACAAGAUUAUGCACCAAGAAAUCAUGUCACAUACAGCUCUUGUGGAAUCAGUGUGUGAUAAAGCUCAGCAACUUGUCGAUCAAACUCACGACAAGUCUCUUAAUGUGUAUCUACAAUCAAUAAAGCAUCUUUUUGCCAGUAUUGUUACAAAGUCUGAGGAAUUAUUAAAGAAUUUGGAGAGCUGUGUUGAAACCCAUAAUUCAUACAACCAACAAGUAGCAGCGUUUAAGGACUGGAUUGGCAAACAAAACGAGAAACUACAAGAAUUUGAUGACGUCAGUGGUGAAAAGACAGACAUUACUAAGAGAAUUGCGGCUAUAAACACUUUGAAAAAGAAUAGCGAAAGUGAGGGUAAUGAGUUGCUUGAUGCACUGAAACAGCAACUUAUUGUAGUAGCAAAGAGCACAGCACCAAAAGGUGUUGAAAUCCUUAAGGGAGAAUUCGACGAUUUGAAUGGCCUUCUCAAACAACACAUCGUUGACAUAGAUACAUCACUUGCAAAACAAAACAAUGCACUUAAGAAUUGGCAAGAUUUUGAGGCAGACUUGGACUCUCUCAACCAGUGGUUUAAAUCUGCUGAAGUUAAAUUUAGAGACCAGCCAUUACAGGCAACAGCAUCAGAAAAGGAAACUCAACUUAAGAAAUACCAGAGUGAACGUGAAGAAGUUGCUGCCAAAGAGAAGGACAUUGAUCAAUUUGUCGACAAGAGUCAUUCUCUUGUGAAUAGCAGUGGAGCACAAAGAAUUAAGCCAAUAGUGUCGCAGAUUAGCACUAAAUAUCAAAACUUACACGCUUUGUCAAAGGAUGUAGUAAAUCGUUGGCAGAGUAUUGUCGAUGAUCACAAUAACUACAAACAAAAAUUGGAGGAAACCUCUGAUUGGCUGAAACCACUGGAGGAACACUUGAACAUAAUAAAGAAUGGAGAUUUGGCCGAUAAUGUAGAAGCUACAUCAAACCGCCUUCAAGUACUCUUAACUGAGAGAGACCAAGGUGAACACAAAAUAAACGCCGUAACUCUUCUUGGAGAGAGGAUCUUGCCAGACACUGCUACACAAGGAAGAGAAAUAAUUCGUAAUGAAGUUCGUGAAAUUAGAGAGAGAUGGGACAAAUUAUCAGAUGGAAUCAAGGAACAACAGAAACUGCAAGAUGCUCAAUCGUUGCAGCUCUCGAACUAUCAGGAAAUGCUUCAACAAACACUUGCUUGGUUGGAUUCAAUGGAGAACCAAGUUAAGAUAGACCCGUCCACUUGGGUGUCUGUACAAGAAGUUCGUUCGAAACUUCUCAAACACAAAGCCACAGCUCAAGAAAUAUUAUCCCACAAGAGAAUAAUUGAAGGUAUAACUGAAAAGGCACAAACUUUGGUUCAGUUAACUAAUAACAAAGAUAAAGCUCAAGAAAUAGAAGAAGGUGUAAAAUCCAUAAACGAUCGGUACCAAAACUUAUCCAAAGCAGCUCAAGAAAACAUUAAAAAAUUAGAGGAUUGUUUAGAUAUUUAUCAACAUUUCUAUGAUUUACAAAAGUCACAGCAAGACAAUCAAAAACAACUUUGGGAUAAAUUAAACAGUUUCCAUGACCAUGGAGGCAAUAAACAGAUAUUGCAACAAAGAUUAGAAAGUAUCAACGAAUUGCAGGACCAUCUACCAGAAAGCAACAUUAAACUUAAAGAAUUAGAAAAUCACGUGCAAAACAAAAUUUCACUUUUGCCAGCUCGUGCUCAAGAAGCCAUGAAUAGGGAUGUUGCCAAUCUGAAAUUUGAUCAAGAGAAGUUUGUUACUGCCUUAAUGGACAUUAAGUCUGCUUUGGAGAACAGGAUAAAACAAUGGAACGACUAUGAGAACUCCCUUGAUAAAUUGCUUGCUUGGUUAGCAGAAGCUGAGCUAUCGCUCAAAAACUAUAGUCUGAAGUCUACAGUCGACGAAAAACAACAGCAGUUAGAAAAAUAUCAGGACCUAACUAGAGUGAUAGACUCACGGAGUAGAGAUAUCAAGGAUUUCAUUAAAAUUACCGAUCAUUUGGAACAAGCUCUGAUCUUAAAUCUGCGACAAAAUGAAGCAGAGUUUGAUAAGAUGUCUGACGACUCAACUGAGCUGGUUCAAAGCAGCGGAGAUACCAAAAUUUCUGUUAACGUCCAACAAAUAACUUCCCGAUUCCAAUCUAUACAAGUGACAGCAAAAGAAAUAGUUAAGAAGUGUGAACAAGCAGUCGCAGAUCACAAAUUAUUCAAUGAAAAGUACAGACAGUGUGCCGAUUGGAUAUCUGCUGCUCAAACCAGAUUUGACAGUUGCAAAGACAACAUUAAAAGUGGAGCCAGGAAUGCGUUGGCCGAACAAGUCAAAGUAUUGGAAGAACUCUUGUCUCAACAAACUAGUGCAACAUUACUUCUGAACAACACAAUCGAAUUAGGGGAAAAACUGUACCCCUCCACUGCCCCUGAAGGCAGAGACAUCAUUAAUACUCAACUCCAAGAAUUGCAACAGGCUUUGGAAGCAUUAUUCGAUGAUAUCAGUUCAACAGACAGAGACUUAAAGGCAAAAUUGAUCAAAUGGACAGGAUUUGAUGAAAAGGUCGAGAAGAUUCAACAAUGGUUGAAAGAAGUAGGUCAACAACUUCCCGCAGAAAUUGAAUUGAAAGCAACCUUGGACGAAAAGAAAGCUCAGCUGCAAGUUUAUCGAGGCUUGCAACAUGAUGCAUUGGCUCAUCAACAAGACAUCGUCGAUUUGAAGGACAAAGUUGAUAGUUUACCAGAAAAGAACGAACAAAUCGAUGCCCAACUAGCCACCAUUACCAAGCAACACGAAAAAUUACUGAAGAGGGCUCAGAACUUCGUUGAGAGAUACGAAAACAUCGUUAGUGAUCACCAACAAUACAGUAAAGCUGUCUUAGAUGCAAAUGAAUGGAUGGAUGCUACACACAAUACAGUGACACUUCUAGGAGACUUGGAUCUAGAGAGGAUCUCCCUCCUUUCCAACUUAGAAAGGUUAAAGCAUUUACAAGCGUCUUUACCCGAUGAAGAAUCCCGAAUUUUGAGUAUCAAAUCUCUGGGAGAUAAAGUUAUUCCUGGAACAAUCGAUUAUGGACAGGCCAACAUCAGAUCGCAAAUUGAAAGUUCCCAACAAGAAUGGGCUGGACUUAAAUCCGCAGUUGAAAACACCAUUCAACAAAUUGAAAAUAAAUUGGAAAAUUGGAAUGAAUACGAAAAUUUGAAAGACCAAUGUUUGGCUUGGAUUAGAGACACAGACACAAAAUUGCAUUCUGUCGAUUUGAAGCCCACCGUAAGCGAAAAGAAAUCUCAACUAGAUGCAUUGAAAGCUCUUCAAGGUGAAAUUAGAGCAAAAGAACUUGAAAUUGACGCUGUUACAGAAAAAUCUCAACAGCUCAACAAAGGUGUGUCUGCAAGACCUUCUCAAAUAUCUGAACUCGGUGUCAAGUACCAACAAAUUUGUCACAAAGUUAAAGAUUUAACAACACGUUGGCAACAAUACGUAGCCAACCAUCAAGAUUUUGAUACACAAGUCAAAGAAUGUGACCAAUGGUUGGACGACAUUAAAGAAAAGUUAGAAAACUGUGCAGAUGUGUCGUCAGCAUCACAAAAAGAAUUAGAAUCUAAACUAGAAACGAUUCAAGAUUUAUUAUUGAACAAGGAAGAAGGCUUCACUAAAUUACAAGGUCUUGUGGAACUUGCCCAAACAGUUUUGGCUAAUACAGCACCAGAAGGUCACGAAGCAAUAAACCAAACAUUGUCUGGUUUACAAGAGAAAUGGUCCAACCUGGCAUCAAAAAUGGUAGAAACCAAAGCUAUAUUAGAUGAUGCCUUAACAAAAUGGGCCGGCUUACUGGAAGAAAUUCAAGCCUUAGAUAAAACCAUCGAAUCAUUGGAAAACCAAUACGCAGAGUUGUCUGUAUUCCAAGGCACAGUACCAGAAAAGAAGAGCCAAUUAGAUAGAAUUAAAAACUUGGAAGAAAAGGUCCGAGUUGAAAAAAUUGAAGUAGACAAUAUGAAGGCUCAAGCUGCUGAAGUUCUUGAAAGUAAGAGAGGUGGUCAAGCCGCUAUUGAUGCCCAGAAAAUGUUGGAUAGAUUUGACAACAUUGCAAAGAAAAUUUCGGCGUUAUUAUAUGAAAGAGAAGCUCAGUAUAGAGACCACAAAGUUUAUAGAGAAGCUUACGAGGAAGUGCAAAGGUGGAUGACUAGAGCACAAGAAAAAGUACCUCAACUCAAACAGAGACCUUUAAGUGACAAAUUGACCGUUGAAACAUUUGCUGGUCCUUUGGAUCAUUUACUGAACAAACAAGCCCAAGGUGAAGUACUUCUAGAAAAUUUGGAACAUACUGCUCAAGUUGUCUUGCCUUGCACAAGUCCCGAGGGCCAAGAUAUUAUUAACAACGACAUUCGUGCUCUAAGAGAAAGUUUUGACAGAUUAUUCAAGGACUUGAAACAACAACGUGAACAACUCGAUGUUGUACUGUUACAUUGGCGCGAUUACAAGGAUGAAUAUGAAAGAGUAUCCGAUUGGCUUCAACAGAUUGCCAUUUUAAUUAAAAACCAUAAAAUUGCCCUGUCACCAACAUUGGAAGAAAAAGCUAAACAGGUUAAAGAUGUUAAAGAUAUUCUGAAGAGACUGGUAGAUGGUAAAGAUCAAAUUGAUAAAUUGAACGAUUCAGCCAAAAUUCUACUCAAAUCUCCUUUAGAAACACAUGUCAAUAACCAAUUGCAACAAUUGAAUUCUAGAUAUCAAGUUGAAUUAAACUUAGCCAAAGAUGUCCUUAAAAAAGUUGAAACUAAUCACGAACAACAUGUCGAAUAUGCAAAGAAUCUUGAAAACACCAGAGCCUGGAUCGAUGACGCCCGGGAACUCAUUAGAAAUUGCUCUGAAGCUGUUAACAAUAAGAGCAAAGACAUUUUGCAAUCCCAUCUUGACAAAAUUCAAAAUCUCAUCCAUAAACGCGAGGAAGGUCAAAAUUUGGUGCAUGCCACUGUGAAUUGUGGUGAAAAAGUAAUCAGAAAUACACGUUCUGACGGCAAAGAAGCUAUUACUAACGAACUGAAGGAAAUUCAAACUGCAUGGGAUAGAAUAGUUGAAAAGAUGUCGAAAGUAAAGGUUCAUUUGGAAACGGCAUUACUGCAAUGGGCUGAUUAUGACAGUUCCUACACUCAAUUGCAACAAUGGAUCACAGAUCGUGAAGCCAAACUUCAACAAGUUACUGAACCUAAAAUUGUUAAGACCAAGAAAGCUGGACUCAGCUCUUUGCCAAUUGGUGAAAGAAAAGCAACACUUAGAGAGACUGGAAGUAUUGUCCAAGACAUUGUCUCCUUUGAACCUAUGAUUCAAUCCGUAACAACCAAGGCGGAAGAUCUAAAACAAGCUGCUCCAGCAUCUGAAAUCUCGACAAAAUACGAAACACUAACCAAACAAGCUCAAGAAUUAUACGCCAAACAAAAGGACACUGUUGAAAAGCAUGAAGCCUUUGUGGAUGCUGCAAAUGACUUUGUUCAAUGGCUUAGAGUAGCCAAGGAACGACUUGGAAAGUGUUCUGAACCUACAGGUGACAAAGAAAGUCUUGGUAGCAAACUUUCACAACUCACAGUUUUACAUAAUGAAAUAUCUGAUGGACAAAAGAAAUUGGAGAGUGCACUUGAUCAAGGUGACAAAGCAGUCCAAGUUGCCGAUGACAUGGAUAAAGAAAUAAUUGAAGAAGAAUGUGCCCUCCUUCAAGAAGACUUUGAUACUUAUGUUGAAUCACUGAACAAGACCAAGAAUUUACUUGAAAUAGGUAUCGUUAAGUGGACUGAAUAUGAAGAACAAUACCAAGAUGCUUUGCAGUGGCUUUCCCAAACUGAGAAACUCGUUCAGUCAUACAACAAGUUACAAGACACUUUAGAACAGAAACGUGCCGUUUUAGAACAAUUCCAACUUCACCUAGAACAGUUAUUCGAUUGGCAAUCGGAAUUGGAUAGAUUAAACAUGAAAGCCCAAGUAUUACUUGAAACUUGUGCUGAUACUAGAGUGAGCAAUGCUAUCACUCAGUUGGCCACUAAAUAUAACACCAUUCUGUCACUUUCAAAAGAAGUUAUGAGGAGGCUUGAAUUACAUUAUCAAGAACACCAACAACAUAGUACGUUGUACCAAGAAUGCCAAGACUGGAUCGACAGAACCAGAGAUAAAUUAAAUGGAUGUUCUGAUAUUCCCAAUACUCUCUCCGAAGUGAAUAACAAACUUCAAACAGUUAAGAACAUCAGAACUUCUCUUGAACAAGGACAAAAUAAACUUCGAUAUAUUCAUGAAUUGAAAGAAAGGGUUAUAAUGAACACUGAACAAUCUGGUAGUGCCAAAAUCCAAGAAGACACCGAAAACCUUAAACAAGACAUGGAAAAACUUCUUAACGAUGUCAACGAAAUACGUAAUAAACUGCAAAACAGAGCAUCACAGUUAGAAGAGGUAGAUAAGAUUUACAAACAACUUCUUGACUGGCUUCAGGACCAAGAAACUCAUAUACAAUUUGAGGAAGGUUAUUUGAAUGAACUUAGCGAAAAGAAAGCCAAAUUGGAGAAACUCAAAGCGGUUCAGAAAGAAAUUGGCAGCCACAAUGACCUUAUCGAAAAAUUGAAGUCCAAACUUGCCGAAGAUCAGAGUCUGAACUUGAAGGAAUACGAUGCAGCGUUUAAACGAUACGACUCCCUGACACAGAAGGUGUCUAAUUCCGUUGCUGAUUUGGAAGUUCAAGUUGCCGAACACGAACAAUAUAAAAACUCUUACAACAAGGCAUCUGAUUGGAUUAAGACUUCGCAAUUGGAAAUUCAAAAUUGCUCGAAUCUACACGAUGAAUUGGACAACAUUAUUGAUAAGGAGGCCAAAAUUUCGCAGAUUACACAGUCACUACCAGAAUGCGACGACUUGGUACACAAAACUAUUGAACUAAGUAUACAAGUAAUGAAGACUACUGGGGAAGAAGGCAAAGAUAUUAUCAGGCAAGACAUUGAACAACUUAACGUCGAUUGGGAAGGUCUACAAUUCAUUUGCAAUGAGACCCAGAAGAAUUUGACUAAGUGCAAGGAAGCCUGGAAGGACUUCAACAGUAAAUACGACAACAUGAAGAAAUGGAUCGAUAAAUACCAACAAACUAUUGAUGAUGAACUGAAACUUGAAAACAAGAAACCUGAGGAUCUUGAAAAAUGUAAAAAGAUUCUUAACGAAAUUAAUGAACACAAACCCCAAAUGGAAGAAUUAACCGACGCCUGUGAAUCACUUCUGGAACUGAGCGCAGUUGGAUGGGUAAGAGAUAAAACAGUUCAACUGCAAACCGCAUACACCAAUUUACUUACCAACGCCCAAGGGUUAGUGUCUAAGGUAGAAAAGAAUCUCUCAGAUCAUACCGAGUUCUUGAAGGCCAAGGCUGAUUUAGAAAAAUGGUUGAGUAACAUCAGUGAAGCUGUGCAAAAUUGCGUUGGUGAUGGAGAUGAAAAGGAUCUUAAAAACAAACUUGACACUAUCCGUUCUGUCGCCUCUAAUAUGAGCGAAGGCCAACAACUUUUGAAUUUGCUUCAAGAUGCUUUCGGAAAAGCUAUCAACACAGCUCCAACUGACAAACAAGAGAUGCUAAGAGAUGACAUGACCACUCUUCGAAACAGAUGGGAUCAAAUCAACAUGGACAUUACAUCUGUCCAAGCCCAAUUGAAGGCUUCUUUGGCAAGAUGGGAUGAGUAUAACGAUACGAAGAGACGACUUGAGAACUGGCUUACCGAUACUGAAAAGACACUCAGCGUGAAACAAAAUACUAAAGGCGAACUUAGUGAAAUGAAGACUUUACUGGAGCGUUACAAGAAUUUAGAAACAGAAAUUGCCAACAAACAAGUAGACAUAACAAGAUUGAACACCGAAGCCGUUGAACUUAGCUCAUGGGCUAAACGACCGAGCGUUGUCGACGAAGUCCAGCAAUUACAAGCCAGAUAUGAUAAACUUAAAGUUGCUUGUAACAGUCUUAAGGAAGAAGUCGAAGGUGAGCUUCAAGAAUUGAAUUUGUAUCACCAAAAACUUCAAGAAACAGAAAAAUGGUUGUUGCAAAUAUCGUUCCAACUUAUGGCUCACAAUUCUUUGUAUAUUACGAAUAGAGAACAGACAGAAGAACAAAUAGCCCAACACGAAGUUCUCUUAGAUCAAAUACAAAAGUAUCAAUCUACUUUAGAUGAUGUUAAGUCCAAGGGAUACGGCCAAAUUAAGAGAUACGUUGACAAUGCACCUGGCAUUAAGGAUACCAUUGAAAAGCAAUUGAAUAAUGUGCAAGAAAGCUACAACUCAUUGCUACAAACAGCUAUACAAAUCAAGAACAGAUUGUUGGACUCUUUGGCUAAGUUUAAAGAAUAUGAGGAUACUCUUGAAAGUAUCAUGCAAAACCUUGAUGAGCACGAAAUCACUGUUAUGGAAGAAGUCGAAAGGCCCAUAGAAAGUCUUAAGGACGCUCACAGUCAACUCGAAACAGCCAAGACUCUUCACAACAAACUUCAACAUGAAAAAUCUCGUUUGGCUUUGGCCGUACAAGCUUGUGAAGCAGCAACUGCCUCUAUUAGUAGGCCCAGCAGCCCGAGAGAUGCUCUUCCACCACCUGUACCAAUAAAAGAAUUGGAAUGUAGAGCACGCUUGGAGGACCUCAUCGACCAGACACAAAAGGAGACGGCAACUUCCGAGGAGUCUGAUAUCAGACUGAAAUUGCUAAUGGAUCAACUUUUGUCACGUGGAGUCGUUAAAAAAAUGCACGACCAGAUCGAUAAGGUACAAUCUCAUCUCAGCAAUUUGACAUCAUCAGUUGCUGAAUUUGAGGAACAAGAAAAGCAAAGGACAGCAAUUAAAAAUUGGAUAUUGGCACAGAGACAACAAGUUAAUGAGUGGAAGAACAGACCUAUUAAGUUAAGACCUGACGCAGCUAAACAAGAACUUACAAGUAUGAACGAUUUAUUGACAUCUAUUGGACAGAGAAAGAACCAACUACUAACCGAACUACCUGCUUAUGGUAAUGAAAAUGACGAACUUGACGAAAUGUUGAACAGUCUGGAAGAGGAUGUAACUCAAUUAAUUGCACAGAGACAGAAUAACCAAGAUAUUAUUGAUGAAUAUCGCCAAAACAUUCAAGUCAUUAACAAUUGGUUCGAUAAUCUUCUCAAGAGAAUAGAUGCAGUAGAUAAAGGCUCAGGUCUAAACUGUCAACAAAAACAAAAUACAAUUGGUGAAAUUCAAGCUGAAUUUGAUGAUCAGGGUCCCAAACGAGUUGACGAAGUCAAACGCCUUGCUUCUCAAGUAAUAGAGUUCGUAAACAAUUUAGACUCUCAACAAGUCGAAGAACAAUUGAAAUCAGUCGAGAGACGUUAUAACGACAUUGCUAAACGUCUGCAACGCAAGCUGCAAGUACUUGAUAUGACCAGAAAGGGUAUUGAAGAUACCAGAAACGAAAUUGAACAAGCUAGAGAGUGGGUAAAAGAAAAACUGGUUUCUCUUCAGAGAUCUCAACCUCUAGGUUUUGAAAGCCGUAAAGCUGAAGACAAAUUAAAUGCUCUCAAGGCUUUGUUAAAAGAAGCAGAUAAUAAGCUAGUCCUUAAAGAAACACUAAGUAAGCGAGUUAGCAAUAUGACAAACGAAUUAGAACCAUCAGAGCAAAAUCAAUUAGAAGGAGCUUUAAAGAAUCUUGGAACUGAACAAGAGCAACUCGUUGAAAAGAUUAAGUCCGAAAUCGACAAAGUAACUGGUGCUGUCAACACAAGAAAGAAUCUAGAAUCCAAUCUUGAAAAAGCAAAGGCUUGGCUGAAGGCCAAAAAUGCUGAAAUCCGCAAACUUAGCGGCUAUCUUCCUCUAAAAGCUAAUCAAGUUGAGAAAGAAAUAGUACAACACAAAAACUACGAAUUACAAAUUAAAGAAUUCAACGAAGGUGACCUAAAUGACCUUCUCAAAUUGGGUAACAGUGUUCUUAAAGAAUGCGAUGAAGAAGACCGUCAACGCUUACAACAGUUGUUGGAUGAAGUCAAAGAAGAAUAUGACAAUCUCAAAUCCGAGUCCAACCAAAAGAUUCAUGCUUUGACAGAUCUUCUUCAAGGUCGCAAGCAAUUCGAAUCGGAUAUUGAUAAAUGUGUUGACUGGUUAAAAGAAGCCGAAGUCGCAACAUCGUCAGAAAUCCGUGCACCUAAUUUGGAAGUCCUGGAAGAACAACUGGCAAAAUACGAGCGACUCGAAGACGCUUCUAAGAAGGUACAAGGAGAUAUUGAUAAGAUCAACGAACAAGGAAAAGCCAUUCUUCCAACUAUCAGUGAAUCAGAUAAACUUAUAUUAAACGAAACCUUGAAUGAUCUUAAAGAACGUCAUAGGAAAAUAGCUGCUCUAAUUCAAGAUAGAACUAAUACUCUCAAACAAAACAUCCAGGACAUCAAAGAAAACAAAGCCAAGCUUGCUGAGAGUGUACACUUUAUCCAAGACAUACAAAAUCAAUUAAAGGAUUUGAAUAAACCUAUUGGUAGCAAGGUUGAAGAUGUUCAGAGUGUGUUGGCCAAUUAUGAAAGAAUCUUGCAGGAGCUUAAGGCUAAUAAAGCUAAACUUGCUGAUGUAUCUGCCUCACCUGAACUACAAAGUGUCCUCAACAUGCAAGACGAACUUAUCAAGAGCAUUGAAGAUCAAAUAGCAAGACUUAAACAGUUAUUGCUGCUCAGAGAACAGUACCUUGCAUUGAUUACAGAAAUCAUGACGUUCAUCACCAAGUACACCGAAAUUGUGAGAGACAUCGAAAAAUCUGGAGGUACCAUUGAAGAAAAGAUAAAGAAAUACGACGAUGUUAUUGUGAAGAUUCAAGAAUGUGAAGCUCUAUUAGCUUCGGCAGCAGACAAAGGACAACAAAUUGCCGCUGACGGAUCAGCACAAGACAGCAACACAAUCACCCAACAAAUCCAAUCAUUGAAACAAUCGCUCCUUAACUUGAGACGUGCCGUUGAGAAGCAAAGGCAAGAACACGAAAACACCGCAGCUGAGCACAGGAAGCUCGCAGCUGAAUUGGAGGAUAUUCUGGAUUGGCUGCAUGCCAACGAAGCCAACGUCAAAUCCAGGCCGUUGUUGAGCCGCGACGUUGAGAGUGUGGAGAAAGAAAUCACCAAACACAGAGAACUCGCCCUGAACGUCAACACCUAUUUGGAGAAAAUACGCAAAAUCCAAGAAAGUACCAGGCACGACGACAGCAUGCCAAGUGGUCUACAAGAACAACUAUCCGAGGCUAAUUCCCUUCUGACCACCCUCCCCAGGGAACUGGAGGAACGCGAGAAGUACUUGGAGAACAACAAAGCCCUGCGCGAGACCUACAUCCUGCACAAACAAAAACUGUUCGAUUGGGUGCGCGAAGCCGAGAUCCGCCUCAGCUCUCACAAGGACGGAGUCGAUUUCGAGAACAUUUUAACCGACCUGGAGGAGCACAAGAUCUUCUUCAGCACCGAAAACAACAUAAGGGAACUGGUGUCGCACACGAUUCAACAGGCUGCCGACAAGAUCUGGCCCAGUUUGACUCCUUUGGAACAAGAGGAACUCAGCAGGGAACAACAGCAGCACACCCAAGUGCUCAAGAACACGCUCAACUCCGCCAAGUCUCAGAAGGCGCAGCUGGAGCAGGACGCGGAAAUAUGGAAGAACUAUUGCCAGUCGUUGGAUAAGGUUAAGGCCGUCAUUUCCAGGACUAGAUUUACCGAUGAGCCGGUUUCCACCCUUGCCGGUCUCCAUUUCAACAUCCAGAAGAUAACUCACGCUCUCAAUGACAUACAAAACCAACAGUUCGAGCUCGAUUUGCUGCAAGAACGUGCCAAAGAGAUACUGAAACAGGCCGACGAACGCAACCGCAAGAACAUCCAGAUCCAAAGCGAAGAGGUGUCGGAAGAGUGGUCCAAGCUUGUCGAUGGUCUCGAAUCGAGACGGGACACCCUGACACAACUGGCCCAAGUUUGGGAAACGUUCGAGGGCAGGUGGCAAAAUUUCGAAAGCCUCAUCACCGGUAUCGAAGAGAGGGCCAAACAUAUUGACACCGUUGUCAGAAACAAGGACCAUGUAAACCUCACAAUCAGAAACAUCGAGGAGCUGCAAUCGGAAGCAGAAUCCCUCAGAAGCCAGCAGAAGGAGGUGAACGACUUGUCCAACACCGUUCUGCUCUUCCUCAAGGAGUGCUCUUCAGCUUCGGCGGCGGCCUUGACUGAAAAACUCCAACAACUCAACCAAACAUACGAGAGGCUUCUGACAAGCUUGAACGAUAAACACGGCAAAUCCGAGAAGGAUCUGCAGCAAAUCGAAAAAGCCCUAUUAGACAUAGGCCAGAAGAGGCUUUUGCUCAAGGAAAUCCACCAAGAGGUCCAGGACUUCUACGUGUAUUCCCCCAACGUUGAAAAAACCGAAUCUGACUUGAAGCAGCUUCGACUCAAGGUAGAAUCCGAGAUAAUCGAAGCUAGGAAUUUGUGCGUGGAGCUAAGGAACACCUACAACAAAGCUCAACAGCUUGUCCCCUCAGAUAUAGCUCAAGAGCUCAAUCAAUUGGAAUUAUUGACUGAAUCUAUCGUUGGUGCGAUGGAGGAAAAAGACCGGGAAUUCAAGAAAGCUAAAACCGUGCGUUCUGACUAUCUUAACGACGUUGAAGACCUACAGACUUGGAUCAAGGAUGCUGAAAUUAAGGUCCAAGAUAGAUCUACCGAACCUCACGUCCUCCAGGAGACUCUCCAACAGGUGCAAUCCGAGUUGGCCAGUGCCACUGACAAACUCGAGAAGGUUACGAAGAAUGGUAAAACUUUGAUGGAAAACAGCCGCGACCCGCAGGAUAAGCAGCAAAUUCAAGUGACAAUCAACACCCUGACUGAACAACUGCAACAAGUUAAGUCGUGGCUGGACGAAAAACGUCAACAAGUUGGAGAGACUUUGGAUGCUUGGCAACGAUUCCUUACUUUGUACAAACAACUUAUGGAAUGGGUCCAGGAAAAGAAGGUGUUCUUGCAGGAACCUCUUUUCAUUAGUACUCUGCCCGAAGCGAAACAAAAGCUACAUGAUUAUUCCAACGCCGUAAAAAGUUGCAAGAACGCCACCAAGAACUUGAGCGACAUGGCUAAAGAAUUGGAUUACAUUGGAAGUGUAACAAGCGUUGGUGACCUUCCUCAAAAAAUGGAAGAGGCGGAGGAAUCAAAGACUGAAGUUGAAGCUCAAAUUCUAGAAAGGAACUCGUUGCUACAAGAAACAUCCGAAGAAUGGGAACAAUGUGAGAAGAAAAUGAAGGACGUGAGGAGUUGGAAGGAGAAGAACCAAGCAGCUCUGGAAUCUCAACAGAACAAGAAAAAACCAUUGAGGGACCAACAUGCUCUUAGAGAAAAGAUGCUCGGUGAUAUUCAGAUACAAAAGACUAAAAUCUCUUUGUCUGUUGAGAAAUUACAGCUGCAUUUCCUUCGAGGUGUUGGAGAGAUGCUGUCAAACACAGAUGUGAAGCUGCACUUCCGCUCAGGCGUAGGAGGCGAUACCAAGGUGACGCAUAGCGCAGAAGACUUGCUCCGUGAGCUGGACGACCUCCAGGACCAAAUCCGCGAGCAGAGCCACCAACUGGAGGCUGCCAUCAACCAGGUUGACCAGUACCAGCUGGAGGUUCAGCAGCUGCGUCAGCAGAUCGUCCAGGUGGAGCAACAGCUUCGUACGACGAUGGCCCCGACCUAUUUGCCACACGAUCGUGACCAGGCGCUUAGAGAGCAACAGGCAAUCGUCCAACAACGGAUUAGAACACUCUACGGCCGCAUCCGUGAAGUGGACCCGUAUUGCGUCCUGCCCGAUCCCGAAUCCCAACUCGGGGUGUCGUACGCCGAUGUGGCGGCGGGUAGAUCCCAAUCCCAAGAUCGAAGGCCUGCUCACGAACCAGCGCUCGAAUUAAUCGAACACGAAAGGACCCAACAAGCACCGGUCCCUGAGACAAUACAGCCAUUGGAAACGGUGCCUGUCAUCGUAGAACCUGUUAAGGAAAUCGAGGCGCCGAAGGCACAACAGAAACCGCCGAGGCGUAGUCGUUCACCACGCAGAAGGGGCGAGAAAACAACUUACGAUAAACACACGCGUGAAACUGUUCGUACCACCACCACCACGCAUUACCCCCCCAGUAUUGUAGUACCGCAGGAACCCCGUGCUCAAGAAGAGGUUGUACGUUUAACUUUAGAACCAAAUCAAAACGAAAACAUUGCAGUCACUUUGACUACGGUCGAUGUGUCUAACAAACCUCGCAACCGUUCUCCAUCUCCGCAACACCAUUUGGCCACAACUAGCAAUGUAAGGGCUCGCUCGAAGAGUCCAAUGUGGAUUCCGGGUUCCACUACGUACGCCGAAAUGCUCCGCGGUCAGUACAGAUCCUCCGAAGAACGCGAGGUUUCACCUAACCGAUCUGAAAUGAAUGUCAUUGUUAAAAAUAAAAUUACUAGAGUUGAGCCAAAGCCAACUGAACCUGAAAUAAAUGUUACCAUUAAAAAUAAAGUCACCAAGGUGGAACCAAAACGGGAGUCGGGGUCUGUUCCGACUUCAGUACCAAGUUGUAUGUCAUUUUCUCAACCCAAUCCAGAACCAAUUGUUACCACAAUCAGUAAUCAACUGUCGUAUUACCCUACGGAAAAGGUAGAACAGUCUCUUAGUUUUACGCAACCACAGCAGACUAGGGAACUACCUCACAUGAGUUACCAACAACCUACUCAAUCGCAAAUUAACUAUCGUGACCAUUUACCUCGCGAUGACCAACAAUAUAUUCACACGCAAACGUGGAAUCAAUAUCCUCAAGCUCAGUAUACUUAUGAACAACUCGCACAACAAUAUAAUAAUGAGCUCGCCUCUCAAAAUUUCUAUCAACAAGCUGUAAACCAACAGAUUCAACCCAACCUGUUGGAUUACAUGCAACCAAUUCCCGAUAUGGUUAAUUUCAUUGCUUCUGGUCAACAAUUGCUAAGUUCUGGCUUGGGUACUUACCACAACGCAAAUCAAUACGCCGACAUCUACCCGGUCAAUCCGAACGUACUACAAUACUACAAUAACGUGCAACCGAACCUCGAGAUUCCUGCACAGGUUUACGAAAACAGGCAGUAUAACGUGAUCGAAGAAAAACUGCCGCAACCACAACCGCAACCUGUUGUCCAACCUGUUGUGCAACCCGUUAUUCAACCGGUUGCACAACCGGUUAUGCAACCAGUCGCUCAACAAGUGGUCCAAGAACCUAAACCGUUCGCCGAAGAGCCCCAAACGCAUUCGAUCGAGGUGUAUGAAGAACAACCGGCUCUAACGACAGACAGCGCCGCUAGUUCGCACUUCUCUUAUGCCCAGGCCUUGUCUCAGGGACUCAGUGUCCGACCUGUCCAACCAUCCAAUACCGUUACGAACCCACGACAAGCUCCUAGACAAAAGUCUCCUAUGCGUGGAUUCCCAUCCAAGCACACGGACGAAACGCUGUCUCAUACGAGGGAGCAAAGUUCGCGCACACGUAGAAGAAAGGAUAGUCACAAAGAGACAAUUCCAAAUGUUGCCGACAAGCAACAUAGACAUAGUAUUAAGAAAGAAAAUAAAGAGAAUCGAAACAUCGAAUUUGAUGUUCAAUGGCAAGAGCACCAUGGAGAGCCUGCUCGUGCAGGUGGUGUUCAAGCUGAAGAACGUGUUCCCUACACAGAAGACUUUAAAUCCCCUAGUGAUGUAGAUGAAAUUUCCCCAAUUACAGAUAAACACAAGAAAAAAUCUAAAAAACCUAAAAAGACUAACGAGGACGAAAUAGAUAGGGCGUUGAAGGAAAUUUCAAUUGCCGAUCAUAAAGCCAAACCGGAUAAAAAGAAUAAGUCACAUGUCAAACAUAUUACUGUUGUGAAAACCACUGAAACUGUCGUUGAACCAGUUGAACAAAAGAGUAAAGGUAAACAAAUUAAAAUCAAAGAAACCAAAAUAAAAAUGGUUACAUCUAGCGGUGAUCAAUCGCCCCAAGAUGUAAUUUCACACCCCACACAAGAACCUCGACCAGUUUCGAGAAAAGACGCUCCACCCAGAUCAGACAAAUCUCAACCUGAACUUGAUAUUCCGCCUAAAAAGAAAAUUAAAAAGGUCAAACCUGAGUCACCUACUACUACCAAUCAAGAAAUAUUUACAUCUACCACCACAACAACAGUUGUUCCGGGUACCACUCAGUUUGGUAUAUCUGACUCUACUCCUGUAACAACACAACCAAGUUCAAUUUCACAAACGUUUAUUCAUAGUGAACAACAAAGCCAAGAUGUCCCAUCGGGUAAGUCUAGUGUAAACUCUUGGGCAGCUAUUGCCAGUAAGCCUGCAAAAACAGAAUCUCAACCAAAAGAAGAACAACCUACCAAGAAAAUUAAGCAACCUAAACCUAAACAGGAGGUAAGACCUACAGAACCUCGCAACAAUAAAGUUAUUUCGGUUUCCCAAGAUUUUAUCCAGAAUGAAACGUCACAAUCCUGGUCUACAACAAAGGCUGAUUCUGAUUACGUAACUUCAUAUGAAGAACCAGUUGAACAACAGGCUCAAAUUAUACAAACAAUAGUUGAAGAAGAGGCAAAAAUGCCAGUAACAGAAAAACCUAAAGAAUCAGCCCCAUUAAACUCGUGGGCUAAUAUAGCAAGUAAAAAUGCACAACCAGAGUUACCUAAAAUUGAAGUUAUCAAACCUAAACCCAAACCCGUAUGGGUACCUCCCGUAACUCCAGUUGUUGUACAAACACCUGAAGUUGAAGAAGUUUCCCCUGAGGAAGUUAGCGACUCGCAAGAAAAGAAACACAAGAAAAAGAAGCAUAAGAAAAAGUCUCCAGAACCAGUGCAACAACAUAAACCUGCUUUCGUUAUCACUGAAGAAAUUUUGCACAUUUCUGAUCAUGAAGAAGAACCUGAAAUCAGACCUCAGGUUCCCAAAAAGAAAAAGAAUAAAAAAGUUAAAUCCAUUCAAGAACCACAGUUAAGUAAGAAACUUGAAGAAAAUGAAGGCACGGUACACAGUGUACCUAAUGUUGAAGUAACUGAAGAUGUGAAUGUUAGCCCAACAGAAGAGCUUCAACCUCCUGAACAACCUGAAAGAAAAUCUAGAAAAAAGAAACCUAAAAAGGAUAACAAACCAGUUGAACAAGUGGUAGAAGUUGUAGAGAGUCCGAAGCAACCAGAAGAGGUUAAAACACAAGAAAUUGUAAUUGAAUCUACAAAUAAAAUAGUAGAAAGUAAGCCCAAGAAAAAGAAGGGUAAUAAGAAACCUCAAGAAGUAGUAACAACCGAAAUUACAGAUACGUCUAAAAUUGAAACACCAAAGUCUCAAAGAGAACCUAUUCAGUCAAAACCUACAAAACAGAUUACUGUAACAGAACAAUUGAUCUUGAAUGAAAAUGAACCUCAGACAUCUGUUACCAAGACAGUAUCAACUGAAGAAGUUAUUUUACAACAUCCCGUCACAGAUUCUCAAGAAUUUAUAACCACAGAACAAAUAAUUACUACACGUACUGUUACAACUGAGGAAAUUAAACCAGAACAAGAAACCAUUACAGUUACUAAAAUAGAGGAAACAAACGAUGGAGAUAACACAGCAAGACCAGUAACUGAUGUAAAAGCAGAAGAAAGCUCUACAGCGACAGAUAAAAAUAAGAAAAAGAAGAAACAGAAAAAACAACCUAAAGAAAUUGAAAUCAAACCCGCCUUUGUGGUUACCGAAGAAAUUCUUCAUAUCCCUGAAGAAGUUAAUGAGAAAUCUAAACCUAUCAAAACACAAAAAAUCAAAGAUCUAAGCCAACCACAAGAGUCACAGCUUUCCAAUGCUCCGGAACAAACAACCACUGACAUAAAUACUGAAUUAAUUGAACGUGAAAGAGCUGAGGUACAGCCUGAAAUCAAAUUAGAAAAAUCUGUUGAUAUGCCUGAGGAAUCUAUUAAUAUUGAGAAAGUUCCGGAGAAUAUAUCUAUUGAAAAUGUUUCAAUAGUGGAAACUCAAGCAUUUAUAAAUGAAGAGAAGAAUGAACCAGUCCUUGCUGAAACGCAGGAACCAUCCAAGCAAGAAAUUAAUGCUGAAAGGCCUGAAGAGAGAAAAGAGCCUGAAGAGGUUACUACUUCACCAGAAGAAACUACAGUAGAGACUAAUAUACCUUCAGCUGUAGAAUCUCCCCAAUUCACGACUGGUAACGAAUUAGAGCCUGAAAUAUCAAACUCUACCAUUACUACAACUGUAGUAGAAACAGAAUCAAAAUUAGUUGAAAUGACUGACACAAAGAAUAUAGAAAUAGAGGAGAACAAUCUCAACAAUGUUUCUGAAACAGAGAAGCCUAAAAUUGACGAUUUAUCUAUACCUGACGUGAUUGAAGUAGUAACUCAAACUGAAACUAAAACAACUAUUUCUUGGGCAGAUGUUGCUGGUAAGCAUUCUAAACCAAAUGAGUCCCAAACUAUUUUACAAGAUAAACCACAAAUAAUUGAAACUACAGACUCAAAUGCACAAGAAAAUGAAGAACCUACAUUUGAAUUAGUAGACGAUGAAAACUGUGUUAACAAAAAAUCUAAGAAGAAGAAAAACAAGAAACAACCCAAAGAACCAGAGACUAAACCUGCUUUUGUAGUAACCGAAGAGAUUUUACACAUUCCUGAAAGUGAAGUAGUUGAUAAGAUUCAAGUGCAAAAGAAACAAACUAAGAAAAUUACUGAAGAAGAUAAACCAACAACUACUGAUGAUAUAGUAAUAAAAGAAACCCAAACAAUUGAUACUCCAAAAUUAGAUAAUGCAAUUUCUUGGGCAAAUAUAGCCAGUAAACAUGCUAAACCUGAAGAGCCCACGUCAGAAACCAUACUCCAAAAAAUUCCUGAAAAAGUACAAAGUAUUGUUGCAACUGAUGUGAAAGAAGAAGUUAAAUCCAGUACUGAAGUCGUGGAUAAUGAAAUUGAAAGUGAUAAGAGAUCUAAGAAAAAGAAGCACAAAAAACAUUCUAAAGAACCAGAACACAAACCAGCUUUUGUAGUCACUGAAGAAAUUUUACAUAUUCCAGAUGCAGAAAUAUGUGAAAAACCCAAAGUACAAAAGAAAGAAAGAAGUACAAGUGUUGAACAAACUGAACCUAUAACUUUAACAGAUAAUACAGAUGUAGUAACCGACAAAAUCCAAAUAAGUGAUACAGUUAGUACAAUUUCUUGGGCAAACAUCGCAAGUAAACCUACUAAACCAAAAGAGCUUGUGCCUCAAACGUUACUACACGAGAAACCACAAACAGUUGAAAAAGAAGAAACAAUUAUUGCUACAGAUGUUCAGGAAGAACCAAAUGUUGAACUUGUGGAAAGUGAAAAUGAUAGUCAUAAGAAAUCUAAAAAGAAAAAGCACAAAAAACAUCCCAAUGAACAAGAAAUCAAGCCAGCAUUUGUAAUAACUGAAGAAAUUUUGCAUAUUCCUGAAGCAGAAAUAUGUGAGAAACCAAAAGUACAAAAGAAAGAAAAAAGAAAAAUUGUUAAAGAAUCUGAACCAGCAACUACAAGAACUACUGUAAUAACGAAUACAGUUACCGAAGAAAUUCAAACAUCUGAUACUCCAAAAUUAGAUAGUACAAUUUCUUGGGCCAGUGUGGCUAGUCAUGUCAAUAUUGAAGAUUCUACUCCUCAAACAGUAGAUGACAAGCCUACAAGAAUAGAAACUACUGUUUUAACGAAUGUAGAAGAAGUUAAACCAGUUAUUGACCUUCCAAGUCAUGAAAUUCAAGGUGACAAAAAAUCUAAGAAAAAGAAACAAAAACAACACCCGAAAGAACCAGAAAACAAGCCAAGCUUUGUAGUCACUGAAGAAAUUGUACAUAUUCCAGAAAUAUCAACAGAAAUUGCAGAAGUGGUCACUGAAGAAGUACAAGUAACUUCAAAUUCAGACAGCACUACUACAUCAUGGGCAAAUGUAGCUGGCAAAAAUUCUAAACCUGAAAAACCUUUGCCUCAAGAGAUACCAAAUAAAAUUGUUAAAGAAACACUUCCUAGUAAGGAUGUUGUACAAGAAGAACAACCAACAGAAAAUAUUGAUGUUGAAGUGACAUCCAACAAAACAGUAAAAAGGAAGAAACAGAAAAAACAACCUAAGGAACAAACAAUUAAACCAGUAUUUGUCGUUACUGAAGAAAUUUUACAUAUUCCAGACCAAUCAGAGGAUGUUAAAUCUCCAAAGAAACCAAAACCACCAAAAUCUAAGAAAUCAGAAAGUAAGAACUUUAUUGAAAAUAAAAAGGAAGUACCUGAAGAAACUUUGCCUAAGCCACAGCUUAACACAGUUACUUCAGAAUUUAUUGAAAAUGAAAGAAUAAAUGAGACUGUUACUCCUACUACGGACACUACAACUGUAAGUGUUGUGAUGACAGAGAAAGCUGAACCUAUGGUUACUACAACCGUCACUGAAACAAUUCAGGAAACCGCUGUACAAUUUGAGACUCAACCAAAAGUAGAAGAAACUUCAGUUCUUUCGGACACUAAAGAACCUGUAAAAGAAGAUUUGUCGAAAACUGAUGAAAUUGUAAGAUCAUUGUCCAAAAAUGAAACAGAAAUCAAUACCAAAGAAACAAUUUCAAGACAAACUAUUACAACAACUACAACAAUAACAACCACCGAAGGUUCUACAAUUGCAAAGGAAUCACAUAUAAGCGAGAGUUGCCCAAGUCAAGAUAUUAAGACGGAAAUACAACCUGUUACACAAAAACCAGGUGCUAACACAGUUGUUCUGAUAACACACGAAGAAAUUAGAACAAAACCUGUUGUUUCUAUUAAAAUGCAAUUUGUAGAAAAUCCUACCAUUGUAGAAAUAGAACAACUUGAUAAGAACUCAGUUACUGAAACAACAGUAUCAACAACAGAAAAAAUCACUGAUGUACAAAACAAAGAUGAACGAAUUGAUUCCAGUCUGGAGACUGUAACAGAAAUUACGCCAGUCGUUACCACAAGCACAACGACUACAAUAACAUCAACAGAAAAAAUUGUUUCAGAAACACCUGUGAUAAAGAAGGUUGAUUAUAAAGGUUUACCCAUUGAUGACAGUGUAGAUCUUUUAGAUCUUCUGGACACCGAAAUAACUCUGUCUGAUGAUGAACCUGAAUCAACUAAUAAGAGCUCAGUGACUGAGACUACAAUAUCAACAACAGAUACAAUCACAGAUGUGCAAAACAAAGAAGAACAAAUUGAUGCAACUGUGGAGACUGUAACAGAACUUAGUCCAGUUGUUACUACAAGUACAACUACUACAGUAACAUCAACUGAAAAAGUAGUUUCAGAAGCUCCUGUGAUAAAGAAGGUUGACUAUAAAGGCUUACCUAUUGAUAAGAGUGUAGAUCUUUUAGAUCUUCUGGACACCGAAAUAACUCUGUCUGAUGAUGAACCUGAACCGACUAAUACGAGUUCAGUUACUGAAACUACAAUAUCAACAACAGACACAAUCACGGAUGUGCAAAACAAAGAAGAACAAAUUGAUGCAACUGUGGAGACUGUAACAGAACUUAGUCCAGUUGUUACUACAAGUACAACUACUACAGUAACAUCAACUGAAAAAAUAGUUUCAGAAGCUCCUGUGAUAAAGAAGGUUGACUAUAAAGGCUUACCUAUUGAUAAGAGUGUAGAUCUUUUAGAUCUUCUGGACACCGAAAUAACUCUGUCUGAUGAUGAACCUGAACCGACUAAUACGAGUUCAGUUACUGAAACUACAAUAUCAACAACAGAUACAAUCACGGAUGUGCAAAACAAAGAAGAACAAAUUGAUGCAACUGUGGAGACUGUAACAGAACUUAGUCCAGUUGUUACCACAAGCACAACGACUACAGUAACAUCAACUGAAAAAGUAGUUACAGAAAUACCUGUGAUAAAGAAGGUUGACUAUAAAGGCUUACCUAUUGAUAAGAGUGUAGAUCUAUUAGAUCUUCUGGACACCGAAAUAACUCUAUCUGAUGAUGAACCUGAACAAAGUCAACCAAGUAAAGUGGAGUCAGAGGUACCAAAGGAGGAUAAUAAAGGUGAUCAAAUUAAAGAGGAAGCUGCAACUACAACCACAACAGAAGUUGUACAGCAGAAAAUUCCAGAGAAGAAGGUAGAAUAUAAAGGUUUGCCGAUAGAUAACACUACAGAUUUGUUUGAUAUUUUGGACUCGGAGAUUGUGCUGUCUGACGAUGAACAAGAACCACAAACAACUAAAGAUUCAACUGAAAUUAAAGACUCUAAGAUAUUAAUUGAACCAACUGAUUUAGAACAAGUCAUAUUUGGUUCCGUAAAAGAAAGACCCAAAAAAAUAGAAUCUGAGAAACCUAAAAAGAAAAAUAAAAAAUUAGAUAAGUCUGCGGUGGAGCAAAAGGCUUGUAAACUAUUAGAACAAAGGAAAGAAAAUAAGAAGCGUCAUGGCCUACCUAUAGAAUUUCUCUUAGAAACACAAAAUACUUUCGACGAAACGGUUGACAAUUCGGAUGAAUAUGUCGAAUAUGUCACACCGACUUUGACGAGAAAUGAUUCUGUUGUCGAUUUUGAGGUCAAUGAUAUUCAAGACGUCAUGAAUGCUUUUGAUUCCAAGGACAAGAGUAAAAUUACAAGUAAAGAGAAACAACAUUCAAAAGACAGUGAGUUUGUUGAAAAUCAGGUAUCAGUUGUUGAAACUACUGACACAAUUUUUGUUGAUAUAGAAAAUAAAUCGGCAACUGCUCAGAACGAUCGAGCAACUGUAAAGACUCAGGAAAAAGGUUUGAAUGAUGACAACAUUAAUAUAUCUUCGACACAUUCAGAUGAGGGUGACUCUCUUUCAGAUGACGAACAAAAUGGCGAUGACUCUGGUAAAUCUAAAAAAAGAAGGAGAAGGAAAAAUAAAGCUAAAAAAGAAUCAACUAGUGCAUCUGUUGAUGAAGGGUUAUGUAAUGAGACAUCUGAAAUUGACAAAUCAGCUGAAAGUGAGGUAAAAACGCCAAUUACACCAGAAGGUGAUUCUCAAAGAUUAAGUGUUAUUCAACAGAUGAUGCUGGAAACUGAAAGACGGUAUUCACCAGUUCGACCUGACGGAGAAUCUGUCGAGGUAAAACCUGUACCGGAAAUCAAAAAAGGUGAACCUUCCGAAAAAGUUUCACAAAGUCCAAAACCAAAGAGAAAACGUGGGAAGAAACCAAAAUCAGUUUCAUUUGAGGAAAUACCUCAUAUCAUUCAACUAGAUGAUGGCAAUAAAGAACAGACAGAAGAAACUUCUGCGAAAAAACCAAUUUCAGAAGGAAGCAAAGUUGAAAAGAUAAUUGUGACAGAAGAAACUAUUGAAAAGAACUGGACUGAAGACGAUGUAACAGAGGUUCCAGAAUCUAAAGAAUUAAUUUCAGAAGCUAUAUCCGAGUGUAAAAACGAACAACUAUUUGAAAAAGUUGUUGACAAGGAACCAGCUUUAAUCAUAACAGAUGAAGUAGUAGUGAUACCAGAAGAUAAUUUGAGUGAAAAGAAACAAAAACCGUCCAAACAAGAGGAUCUUAAAAUUACUGAAACUACAACAACGUCUACAAAACCAAAUGACAAAUUGUUAGAUUCUGUACAAGAGUUUAUUAAAGCAGAAUCUAAAGUGGAAGAUGUAUCAGGACUAUCUAGUGUGUCUUGGGCUAAAAUUGCCAGUACUAAUGCAAAACCAGAAGUAACACCAUUACCUCAAGCUACCAAAGAAAAAGAAACUACUCCAGAAAUACCUGCUAAGUUAGAAACAAAACUUGCACCUAAAUCAGACAGUGAACCAGAUUCGGACCAUGAUGAACACUCAACUAAGAAAAAGAAAAAGAAGGGUAAAAAGAAGUCAUCAGUAGAACCCAAAGAAACUAAACAGGCAUACGAAAUAACUGAAAUUAUAAGACAUAUUUCUGAUACGGAAGAAGACUCCAAAUAUCAAUAUCGUCCGCCCAGUGGACCCAAACAAAAACGUGGCAAACAACAAGAAAAAUUGGAAGACACUAAAAUAGUUACAGAAGUGCCGCAACAACAACCCCAAGUUGUAAAAGAGGAAUUAAUUGAAGAAAAGCCUAUUUAUCCCAAGGAGAUUGACUACAGAGGGGUGCCUAUUGGUCAUAAUAUCAAAACUGUGGAUACUGAACCUUCUUUAACCGUCGAAAAAUCGAAACCGUUGGUGAAAGUGACGGAAACCAAACCAUUAGUAAAAGAUGAUACAACCCGAGUGGUAAAAGAAUCAAUUCAAGAAAAACCAGUUGACCUUAAGAAUGUCGAUUAUAGAGGUAUUCCUAUUAACUCCACUACUAUUUUAGAAGAUAAAAUUGAUAACACACACACGGUUGUAAAAACUGAAAUUAAGAAACCCGAAGAAGUAUCCGUAGAUUUAAUUCAGGAAACAACUUCGAAACCUGAGAAAGUUGAGUACAAAGGUUUACCCAUAGAUAAUACUACAGAUAUUUUUGAUGUUUUGGACUCUGAAAUCGUUUUAUCUGACGAUGAAUCUUCUCCAAAACCUGAAGAAAAUAACGAAAAUCAACAAUUCAUUAUUAAUGAACAAACUAUAGUUACAAAAACAGAACCUAAAAAAUCAGAAGUGACCAUUAUUAAAGAGGAAGAAAGUAAAUUAACAGAAAAAGAUUCUGCAAAUGUUACAAUUGUUACUACUGAAAUUGUAACACAGCACAUACCAGUAGUAACAAGUGAUUCUUGGGCUAAAAUUGCGGGUAAGAAGACUAUUUCAGAAGAAGGCUUGAUUACAGAUAAGCCUAAAGAUCAGUUGCCACGAACAACUGUAAUAGAUAUAAAAUCUGAAUCUAAACCUACUGAUGAAUUGGAAUCAGGUGUCGAAACUAAGAAAAAGAAGAAGAAGAACAAAAAGAAAGACCAAGAGCAUCCUAAAGAUAGUAAACCUGAAUUUGAAAUUACGGAAGUGAUUAAGCAGGUUGUAGAAAGUGAACUGGACCCUAAAUAUCAGUAUCAUCCACCUACUGGUCCAAAACAAAAACCUGAGGGAGAAAUUAAACAGAUUAAAAAAGAGGAAAUAACAGAGGAACCUGCAAUUGUAUCUGUUCCUUCAGAAAAGAAAGAUGCAAAUAUCUCAAUAGUUUCCAGCAGUUCUUGGGCAUCUAUUGCUAAGAAAAAUGCAAAACCUCAAGAAAACAUUGCACCUGAACCUUCAGUAUGCAUAAAACCUACACCUGAAGCACCAGUUGAGGAAAUUAAAUCGGAGAUUAAACCUGAAAGUUCACCAGAAUCAGAUCACGAGGAAAUCUCGUCCAAGAAAAAGAAAAAGAAACAUAAGAAACCGCAUCAUGAAGUACCUCAAGAAACUAAGCCAGCUUUUGAAAUAACGGAAUGUAUAACAAAAAUUUCAGAAAAAGAAGAAGAUCCUAAGUACAAAUAUCGACCACCUUCCGGUCCGAAGGAUAAACCGGUCAAAAAGUUGCAGGAAACCGAAAAAGUACCCAUAAAUGUAGAAACAGAAGAAACAAUUGUACAACCUGAGCCUUCUACAACUACUGAUCAUGAAGUUUCUCAAAAAUCUGAUGACAACAUCCCAGUAUCGUCUAGUUGUUCUUGGGCAGCUAUUGCUAGUAAAAAUGCCAAACCCCAAGAAAACGUCGUACCUGAGCCACAAGUAUGCAAAAAACCUGUAUAUGUUGAAGACAUUAAAUCUCAAACUAAACCGGAGAGUUCACCAGAGUCAGAUUUAGAAGAACAAUCUUCUAAAAAGAAAAAGAAGAAACAUAGAAAACAGCAUCAAGAGUCUCAAGAUAGUAAACCUGCUUUUGAAAUAACCGAAUGUAUAAAACACAUUCCAGAAACAGAAGAGGAUACGAAAUACAAAUAUCGUCCGCCAUCUGGUUCAAAACAAAAACCUGUUAAAGAGCCAGUUGAACAAGUAGUAGUAGAUGUGGUUAAAGAGGAAGUAAUUGAAAAGCCAGAAGCUUCCACAACAGUUGUUCAAGAGGAGGUAAACAUUUUGGAAAAGACUGUUGAAAAUAUCCCAGCAGUUUCUGGUAGUUCUUGGGCUGCUAUUGCAAGUAAGAAUGCAAAACCAGAAAGACUGGAAUCUCCUAAACAGAAACAAGUUCCAGAAAAAAUCGUUCAAGACGUAAAGCCUGAAGUCAAACCAGAACCUGAAAUAAUAGUCGGAAGUGAACCUGAGUCAGAUAAUGAUGACAAAUCUGGUAAGAAGAAGAAAAAGAAACAUAAGAAGAAACAGAGAGAAGGAUCUGAUUUGAGUAAACCUGAGUUUGAAAUAACUGAGAUAAUAACCCAAAUUCCAGACACCGAAGAAAAGUCUAAAUAUGAAUAUCGUCCACCAACAGGACCUAAACAUAAACGUGAAAAAUUACCGCAGGCUUUAAGUGACACACAUAAAGAAAUCAUUGAACCAAUUGUUUCGGAUAUUCCUAAAGAAUCAGUAGACGAAUUGACACCUCAAGAUAAAACCGAAUCGACAAUAAAAGAUAUAUCUCAACAAUUUAUUAUUACUGAAAAGAAAGUGGAGACAGUUACUGGCAUCUCUUGGGCAACAAUUGCUGGAAAGAAUGCAAAACCAAUUGAGACAGUCUUACCUGAGACACAAGCAACAGUUGAACAAAUUGUUACACCCGAUGUGAAACCUGAAACUCGACCUGAGAUAAAACAUGAAACUAAACCCGAAAGCAAACCUGAAUCCGAUCAUGAAGAACAUGGUUCGAAAAAGAAAAAGAAGCAUAAGAAAAAGCGUCCGGACGAACCCGUAGAAGUCAAACCCGAGUUUGAAAUAACGGAAGUAAUAAAACAUAUACCUGACUCUGAACAAGACUCUAAAUACCAAUAUCAUCCACCUUCGGGCCCCAAACCUAAACGUGGAAAGGAGCAUCGUCCUGACGAAACAGAAGAACCUGUAAAAUUGGAAUCGGUGGUUGAGAAUGUUGAUGUUAUAACUGAAACAUUCGUUCGGGAAGAUCCUAAAGAAAUUAAGGAAGUUGAAUAUAAAGAAGCUUCUCCUUCACAAAAUGUUACACCGUUAGUUUUUAGUUCUUGGGCUGAUAUUACUAGUAAGAAUGCAACUUCACAAGAACAAAUUAAACCAGAUAUUCUUGACCAUCCAAAAGAAUCUGAAAAUCGUGCUCAAGAUACUAAACUCGAAGCUAAGCCGGAAAGUGAACCCGAAUCUGAUAACGAUCAAUCUUCUAACAAAAAGAAAAAGAGGAAUAAGAAGAAACACCGUGAGGUGUCUAAAGAAAGUAAGCCUGAAUUCGAAGUGACAGAAUAUAUUAGACACAUUUCAGACACCGAAGAUAACAUAAAAUAUCAAUAUCAUCCACCUACAGGUCCUAAACGACAACCUGAGGAAUCGAAAGAUAUUGUAGCAACCGAAGAAGAAAUAACACCUGAAACGCCAAUUGUAAUUGAAACUGUUGAAGAGGAAUCACAGAAAGAACCAAAGAAAGUGGAAUACAAAGGUUUACCAAUUGACAACAGUACAAAUCUUAUUGAUAUUUUGGAUUCAGGAAUCACUUUAUCUGAUGAUGAACAACUUCCGGAGGAGCAAGCUACAGUUACGACAAAUGUAAUUCCGGAGGCAACUGAAAUCAAGCCAGAUUCUUGGGCAUCAGUUGCAAGUAAGAAUGCACAACCGCAGGAAAAUGUAACAGUUAAAUCUAUGGCAGAUGAAAAGCCUGUUGUCGUUGUUGAGCAUGUGAAACCCACAUUGAAACCUGAGAGUGAACCGGAAUCAGAUCACGAUGAAGUAUCUGCAAAGAAAAAGAAAAAGAAGCAUAAGAAAAAGCAACACGAGGAACAUUCUGUUACAAAACCAGCCUUCGAAAUAACAGAAGAAAUACGUCACAUUCCAGAGUCUGAAGAGGAUUCUAAAUAUCAGUAUCAUCCUCCUACAAAUAAACAAAAGCCUCACAAACAAACAUUUGAAGAACCAAUUAAAUCGUUAAAGGAAGAACCAACUAUCCCAGUUAAUGAAGAACCUAAGAAAAUUGAAUAUAAAGGUUUACCUAUCGAUAAUUCAACCAAUCUUUUAGAAAUUUUGGAUAGUGGAAUUAUAUUAUCCGAUGAAGAAACUGGUGAGGUAGAAACUAACAAGAAAUCCGUUAUUGAAAUUACCAAACCCACUUUAGCUGACGAAUUAAUCAACAAUGAGUCACUUGUAGAGUCUGAGCCUCAAAUAAUUGAAAAAGUUAUAGUAGAAGAUGAUGUCACUAAAUAUGAUAUUAUUAAAUAUCUUAGUGAAGAAGAGCAAUACUAUAUAGAAAAACAAAAAACAUCCAAACCUGUUUCAUCUGAACAACGUAAUAUAAUUAUUGAUGAGAGACUUUUAUAUGAUGUUAUCUAUAUGCAAGAGGCUGAGAGAAGGUGGUAUGAAGUAAAAGCCCAACAAGAUAAAUUAUUGAAAUCAGAAGAAGAUAUUAAAGAAGAUAUUAUACCAGAUGAUUCUGAAACACCAGAAAGUAUUCCAAAGAUUAUCGAAUCAACUAAAACAAAUGAGCAGUUGCCUGAAUCACCAAUACAAGAUAAAUUAUUGAAAUCAGAAAAAGAUAUUAAACCAGAAGAUUCUGAAACACCAGAGAGUAUUCCAAAGAUUAUCGAAUCAACUAAAACAAAUGAGCAGUUGCCUAAAUCACCAAUACAAUCUUUUGACGUCACAGAACCUGAAUUACCAGAAAAUCUUAGUAUAACUGAAUUUACCGAAAGUCCAGUUCAAGAAGAAAAACCUGAAAAAAGUCCUGAUUCGCCUAUUCAAACUCUUGUCACUGUAAAAUCUGAAUUAACUGAAAGUGUACUUAGUGAAUUCGAACAAUCUGAAAAUGUAGUUCUAGAGAAACAACCUCCUGAAUUGCCAAUUUCGGACACACUUGAAAUCGAAACUUCUGACGAUACACCAGACACACCAAAAUCCUCUCUUACUCCUACUGCCCCUGAAUUUAUCCCUAAUUAUGUUGUUACCGAAACAGUCACAACUACGGUCGAAACUGCGCCAAAACCGUCUCAAUUCGAAUCAAUUAUUGAAACCGCUACCGAGUUUAUUCCUAAAUCUGAAAUGUCGCGAUUAAAUCCAAACGCCGCCGAAUUCGUACCAGGUUUUGAUAAGCCACCAGUAACGGAAUUUGCGCCUGUGUAUAAAACUGACGAACAGUACGACCAUACUUAUGUGUGGAAUAAUACUCAAAAUAUUUAUAACAUUGUCGAUGAAACUAGUCAGUAUGACGAAGGUAUCGAAAUACCACCAGAUCACGCCAGUAACUUAUGGGUAGAACAAAUUCUGCACGAACCGUCUGAACAUUUGGAUAUUCCUGACGACAAACCUGUUAAAUCUGAAGAAGAUGAAGUAGACACCGAAAGUCUACUUCCUAAAGAUGUAGUUUCUUCACUCAACACAGAAGAUGAUGAUGUCCCGCAAAAAGGUAUGUCCUGGGCUACAAUUAUUGGCUCCAAAAAAUCCGUUCCUAAACCAGCAAAACUUCCAGAAGCUGAUACUGGAAAAGCUUCACCACCCGUAACUUCUAAGCCAGAACCUAAAAAGGAGAAAAAAGAAAAGAAGCGUCCUAAACCAGAGAAACCUGUAGAAGAACCUGAGCCACAAACUCAAGUUUCAACAAAAUUAAUUUCAGAAGAUGCAUCUCAAUCUGAAACAAUAAAUGUUUGGGAAGCUUUGAAGAAAGGUGAUAAGACAUAUGCCGAUGUGGUAGCAACACAUGUACCAGGUGAGGUUAUUACGACAACUGUCACAACAGAAACUGUCAAAGUCAUUGAAAAAGUAAAACCAACUAUUGAAAUUAAAGUUCAAGAAUCAGAACCACAAAUCAAAGAAUCUAGAGUUGAAACAGAUGAAGAUGGCUUUAUUAUUCCAAAACACGAUAGAAAAUCUAGAUCUAGAUCCAGAUCUAAGCAAACGGUUGAUGUUGAGAAAAAGGUAACAGCUAUAUCUUCCGAUGAAUCCCCUGACGGUCAAGUAAAGGAGAGGAAACAUUCAAAGAGGAAAUCCAGAAAAACUAAAGACCACAAAGUAGUUGAAUUACCUCCACAAACUAGUGAAGAAAAAGAAGAACAUCUAGAAACUCCUGAACAGAAUAUAUUUAUUCAUGAAGUGGACAAAUCUACCAGCUAUGCGGGUAUCUUGGGUAGCAGGGAACCAUCACCAAGGUCACAGUCUAAAGAUCCAUCACCAAGGCCACAGUCUAAAGAACCAUCACCAAGGCCACAGUCUAAAGAUCCAUCACCAAGGCCACAGUCUAAAGAACCAUCACCAAGGCCACAGUCUAAAGAUCCAUCACCAAGGCCACAGUCUAAAGAUCCAUCACCAAGGCCCCAAUCUAAAGAUAUUCCGUCAUCCCUGAAAGAUUUACCUAAGAAGAGUGUAUCAUCAUCUGAUGAGGAAGUCUCAAAGAAACCAAAGAAAACAAAGAAGCACGAGUCCCAAUUUAGAAAACCAGUAGAGAUUAAUAUCGAUGAGCCUGUUACAGAUAUUCAGAAACCAAUAACUGAAUUGAAACCAGACACAAAAGAGAUUACUACAUCUUGGGCAUACAUUGCGAGUCGAGAACCGUCACCUAGACCUAAACAAACAAUUGUAACUGAAAAACCAGAGGAAGAAAUUGUGCAAUCCGAUAUUACACAUCAAAUACCAAAGAAAAAGGACAAAUCAAAGACUCGUAGACCAGAAAGUGAUGUCAAAGCUGAACCAGUCAUUGAAAUCAGCAAAAAGAAAGAGCCGAGACAUGAACAACCUGAAGAAUUCCACGAAGAAUCAUUAAAACCAACUUUAAGUUCAACUGAAUUCAUUGAGAAUGAACAAGUCGCUUCAUCAAACUCAUGGGCGAAUAUUGCAGCCAAAAACGCCAAACCUAAUGCUCCUGUGAGAGAAAUAUAUGAAACAGAGAAAGUUCGCCCUAUUGAAAUAAAUAUUGUUCGAACAUCAGAAACAACAACGGAACAACCUACAGUGGAAGAAAAACACAAGAAAAAGAAACAACACAAAAAGAAGCAUCAUGAAGAGCCCGUGAAGGAACCGGCAUUUACCAUUGUUGAAGAAAUAAGGCAUAUUCCAGAUGAAAUUGAAAGUCCCCGGGCAGCCACAGAUGAAACACAGGAAACCAUAGAUGCUAAAGAAGUUUCGGAAAUUUCAUCUGAAGAUAAGCCAGAAAAAGACGAGUCUGAUGAAGCCCAAAGGCCACGUAAGAAAUCUAAAAAGAAGAAGCCUAAAGUAGAAUCUCAAUCACAAGUUGUUGAAUCUGCAAAAGAUAUAUCUACACCAGAUAAGGAAACAUCAGAUGAAACUACUGUUACAACCUUUACCACAUGUACAACAUCGUGGGCUACCGUUGCUAGUAAGAAUAUAAAGUCUGAAGAUUUUAUAACAAUUGAGAAAGGUGAUCAACCAAUUGUAGCGGACGAACAACAAAUUAUAGAAACACCACAAGAACCAGAAGUAACAGUUAAGAAAUCUACAAAGAAAAAAUCUAGGGAGACCGAAAAAGAACAAAAAGGUGUAAAACUUCCGUUAGUUGUCGCAGAAGAAGUAAUUUCUGAAGUGGAUACACCAAAAUCUGUAACUUCGGAGUUUAUCACCCAAGAACAAAUUAAUAGUCUCGCUCCUCACCAGCUAGUUCCUGAUACAUCAGAUAUUGAAGAACCUACUAUAGAAAAAACUGAAGAAACAACAACAACCGUUAUUACAACAUCAUGGGCUUCAGUUGCGGGAAGAAAUGCGAAACCUGAAGAUUUUACAAUAGUUGAAGAAUCCACGAUUACUAUGAAACCUGAUGUAAUACCUGAUAGUCAUAUUUCAGAAGUAUCUCAGGAAUCGGAAAUCAAAAAAUCCAAAAAAUCGAAACAUAAAAAGAAGUCUCCCGAGGAACCGAAGGAACAAAAACCUGCAUUUGAGGUUACUGAACACAUAAUUACUAUUCCAGAAGAUUCUAAAACGGAACCAUUGAAGGUUAAAGAAGAAGUUGUAACAUCUGAGACAAUCAUUCCGGAGCCUUCAAUAAUAGAAGAACAAUUAAACGAUACUGCUAAGACACCUAAGACAGUAAAUGAAACUGAAAUCACAACAACUACAACAAUUACAACUUCAUGGGCUUCCGUGGCUGGGAAGAACGCACAACCUGAAGAGUUUACUUCAGUUGAGCAAAGUACAGCUCCUGAAUCUACAAUCGUCAUUGGUAGUUCAAAAGAACCAGAAGCACUAGAAGUGUCUGAUAAGAAAUCUAAGAAGAAAAAACCUAAAAAGAAAUCCCCAGAAGAGACGACAGAACAUAAACCUGCAUUUGUUGUAACAGAAGAAAUUAAGGUUAUUCCUCAAGAACCUACCACAUCAUCAAAAACUGUUACUUCAGAAUUUAUUAAUCAAGAGCAAGUGACUUUAUUGCCAGAUGAAACUAAAAAAGAAACUAAUACAUCACAGUUACUUAUUCCAGAGCCAAGUGUUGUUAGUGAUGAAAGUAUAACAAGUUCUAUAGAAUCAACUAUGAAUACUCCUAACAAUUCUGAAGAAAAUGUUCUUACUGAUCAAACUAAAGAGACAACAACUACUAUUACUACUACAACUUGGGUUUCCAUUGCUGAAUCUGAUACAAAAUCUGAAGAUUUAAGCCCAAUCGACAAAACUGCACCUAUUUCGGAAUCGACAGUUGUUGAUACUAAAAUUUCACAAGUGCCAGAAGAACUGGAAGAACCAGAUCAGAAAUCCAAAAAGAAACCAAGAAAGAAAUCUCAGAAAUAUGAACCCGCAUUUGUUGAUACUGUAGAAAUAACAUCUACUUCGAAUGAACCCAAAAUAGAAUCACCAAAAUCUGUCACUUCCGAAUUUAUCAAUGUUGAACGUUCAUUGGACAAUGAAACUGUAAAUGAGGAAGUUAAACCUGUUCCAACUAAAAUUUCAGAGUCAGGUAUUGAUAGUGUUAAAGUUGAAAUUGUAUUGCCUGAAGAACCUUCUAAAGAAAAUUCUAAGACACCAGACAAAACAAUUCCAACUUCAUGGGCUUCUGUAGCUGGAAAGAACGCAAAACCUGAAAGCUUCACCCCAGUUGAGCAAAUUGUGCAUCCUGUUGAAGCUACAUUAGUAACUGAUACCGAAAUUUCGGGAGAAUCACAAGAACCUAAUGAACAAGAUAAAAAAUCGAAAAAGAAAAAGCACAAAAAGAAACCACAAGGAGAAAUAAAAGAUCAAAAACCGACGUUUACCGUCACAGAGGAAAUUAUUUCAAUUCCAGAAGAACAAAAGAAGGUAUCAUCAAAAUCUGUUACUUCCCAGUUUGUGAACCAAGAACGCAGUCAUGCUUAUGAAAUUGAACCUAGGAAAGAAGCAGUCGUGCCUGAAUUCAUUCAAGAGAAAACUACAAUCGCUGAUGAUGCUACAACAGUAAGUGAUGAGACAAGUCCGACGUCAAUAGAUAAUAAGGAAGUUGAAUAUUCUAAAUUGGAUGUAGCGGAAGAUUUGGAUAAAAAAUCCAAAAAGAAGCAUUCUAAGAGAAAGGAACCAAAAGAUGAAAUAUUUGAACCAACGAAUAAAAUUACUAGUGAAAUAGAAUCUGCUGAAAUUCAACCAGUCGAUAAAGAAACUAAAACUACAACAGAGACAAUUCAUUCUACUGUAACAGUUUCUUGGGCUAAGGUUGCCAGUAAAAAUUCAAAGCCAGAAGAUUUUAGUUCUCCUACAACCAUUGUCUCCCAGGAGGAACCUAAUAAAACUUAUCCAGAAGAUAUUCCAGAAAAGAAAUCAGAGGAACCAGUUGAACAACAAGCUGAAGAUAAAAAGAUCAAAAAGAAAAAGCCGAAAAAGCAUGUUAAAGAAGAACCAAGCAAAGAUAAGUCAGCAUUUGUUGUGACCGAAGUAAUCACACAUAUUCCUGAAGUAACUGAGCAACCUGCCGAAUUGCCUGAGAAGAAAUUAAAACCAAAGCUAACUGAAAAGGAACUGGAUGAUAAGCCGGUAGACAAAGCAGGCAUUAUUCAAGAGGUUCCACAAAUACCACAUGAAUCUUCAACAGAUGGUACCAAGUCUGAAAUUAUUUCAGAUACUGUGGUUUCAACUACUACAGAGUCAUGGGCUUCAAUUGCUAGCAAAAAUGCAAAACCAGUAGAUUUCUUAUCAGAAAAUGAAGUUGUUGAACAGGUAUUAGCAAAAACUCCUGAAUGUCUGGAUAUCAAAGAUCUCAGUCCAAAAGAACCAGAAGUUCACGAUAAGAAAUCUAAAAAGAAAAAACCUAAAAAAAUUCAUGAUCAACCAAAGAGUGAAAAAUCAUCAGUCACCGUAACUGAAGAAGUCACACAUGUUCCUACACGAAGUACAGACAUCAUCACAUUGGUUGAAACAACUGAAAUCUCUGAGCCCAAGAUCCAAGUAAUUACAGAAACUACUACUGAGCCGGAAAAAGAAUUUAUAAACAUAGUAGAGGAAUCAACAAAACCUACUGAUGCUAGUUCAGCGUUUAUAAUACAAGAGCAAACUAAUAUAAUAGGCGACAAAAUUGAGGAAUCAAAAAUAGAACCUUCAACGCAUGUUAUUACAGAGGUAACAACAACAACAACUACAACUACAACAAAAUCGUGGGCUUCAAUUGCAGGAAAUAAUAUUAAACACAGUGUAUCAACUGAAACUAUUAAUGUAUCUAGUAAACCAAUUCAAAAAGAAAUCAUAGAAGAUAUACCUGAAAAGAAACCUAAAGUGAAAAAGCAUAAGAAACACACCGAAAAGACAGAAGUAACCACAGAGGAAGUCACAAAAUCAUUAAAGGAGCCUAAAAAAGAAAACGUGGAAGAGUCUUCUACUUUUACUAAAUUAAGCGAGGUUGAAGAUAAAGAAAAGCCACACGACGUAUCAUCACCAUCAGCACAAUUUAUUAUACAAGAACAGUCACUUUACGAACAAGUACCUCCGAAACAGGAAACCAAAUCGUGGGCAUCCGUUGCAGCUGAUAACAAACCAAUAGUCGAUGUUGAAAUUGCAUCUAAACCUAAAGAAUCUUCUACGAGUACAGGAGAAAAGGAACCGAAAAAGAAGAAGCACAGCAAAAAGCAACACCGUGAUACGGCUCCCCAUGUCACCGAAAAAAUUAGCACAAUUCCGGAUACUUCAAAAGAUGUUUCAACAACACACAUCAUUACCACUGAAACAAUUGUUACUGAACCAGAAAUUACAACAAGUACUCCACACUCUUGGGCUUCUGUAGCAUUACAUACUGUUAAAUCAGAAACAUUGAAAUUCAAAGAACCUGAGAUAAUCUUAAAUGCACCACAAGAGCAAAUACAAAAGUUGCCCGAAGAACAAGUUCCACUGGAAUCUUCUGAAAAAGAAAUACAUGAAACAGCGGAGGUAAUAUCAACUCCUACUAUUGAAGAGCACAUUGCUACCACUGUAGAGGAAGUUAAACCUGCUAAAAAAGUUGAAUACAAAGAUUUGCCUAUGGAUGUUCUUGACGAACCAAUGGUCUUACCUGAGGAUGAAAGUUUGAAUGUCAAUAAUCAGUUUAUUACUCAAGAACAAAUUAUUUCUUCAGAACCUAAUAAAAAUAAAACGGAAAUUGUUGUAACUACCACCACAACAACCACAGUUACAACAAACGUGUUGGAAAAGGCAUCGGAACAGCCUGAGCCACAACAAACAGUUGUUGGUUCGUGGGCUGAGAUAGCCAAGAAAAAUGCCAAACCCGAAGGUAUUAGUCCGGAUUCCACCACACCACAACAUUCUGUACAAGACACAGCAAAUGUUGUCACCGAACCUGAAACCACAAAACCAAAGAAGACAAAAGGAAAGAAAAAGGUACAUGAAGUUGAAGAGAAAAAGCCUGAAGAAAUUAAACAAACACCUAAGGUAACUGAAGAACAUUUGACCAAAGAAUCUUGGGCUGACAUUGUUGAGGAAGAUUUACCAUCAUCUCGCAAUAUAGUUACAGCUUUCUUAGAGUCUGAGAAACAAAUUUGCGAAGAAGUUCCAAAACAUACUGAUGAAGAAAUUAAAAAAGAAGACGAACAAAUUCCAAAAGAAAAGAUUGACAAAAAACCUAGAAAGUCAAGAAAACACAAACGAACUGAUGAACCUACUGCAACAGAAACUAAAGAAAUUAAAUUUGACGUUCCAGAAACACCUCAAAUUGUACAUCUUAAACCAACCCUUAGAGACACAUACGCUGACGUGGCAAAGAGAAGUAGAUCAUCAUCUCCUAUGCCUGCAACCAAACCAACAAUAAUAAAGAAAGUUACUCCUGAAGAACUAAAAGAGAAAUUAGAAGUUGUGUCCCAAACGGUGGUCGAAACACCUAUUGUACAGGUUCCUGAAGUCAUCGAUCAAACUUCUAAAGAAGAAGAGACCACGACAGUUUAUGUUGUAAAAGAAGAAGAAACGAAAGAACCUGAGUCAAUAAUAGUUGAAAAAGUUGCAGAAACAGAACCUGCAGUUAUUGAAUUGAAAACAACUGAAGUAGUAGAAGACACUGUUUUGACAAAGAAUAAACAACCCAGAAAGUCCAGGAAACCGAAACAGGAACCUGCAGUAGAGGAUAAAAUAAUUGUACCAGAAAAUCCAGAUAAAUCACAUAUUAAACCAUGGCUUAAAGAAACGUAUGCAUCAGUUGCUAAGCGCAGCAGAUCAUCUUCUCCCAUGGUCGUGAGGAAACCAACUGAGGCAGUUGAACCUAAUAAGCUAAAAGAAGAGUUAACUUUAUUGGCAAAAUCGGAGCCUAGUACUCAAGCUCCCGAAAUUCUUGUGCAGAAGAUUAUUUUGGAAACAAAGACUGUUGUGGAUGUUCCUGCAGAGCCCACAGCCGCUGUGGAAGUGGAAGAAAAACCAGAAGUUUCGUCCGAGAAACAAGACACACUCGAAUCGUCCACUAUUGAUCAAGUGAAGCCAGAUUCUGAAAACUAUUCACACAUUCAAAACUUUAUACAACAAGAAAUAGAAAGUUCCAUAGGUGAGCAAGAUAAAUCUGACAAGAAGAAGUUUGAAAAACCCACAGAAGUUACAAUUACCCGUGAAGUUACCGUAGAACAGGUGCCAUCAGAUAAUGAAAAGAAGCAGAAAAUGACUAGUUCUGCUACUAUUGUAAAAACUAAGAAGGAGUUUGUUGAUGCAACUAGUUUACAAUCGGUGACAUCUAACGAUGACUCUCAAAUAGUAGAAGUCGUUGAAACUAUUGAGCAAGUACAUGAACCACACGUCGAAGAAAUUGUUCUUUCAGAAGUGGAAGGAGACGAUAAAACACCUAAAAAGAAAAAGAAGAAACAUGUAUUCAACAUAUUCUCUAAAAAGAGUAAAGGGGACGAAGAAAAGAAGGCAAAGAAAGAUCAACCAUUAUUAAUAACUGAAACAGGGUCAAUAAUAUCCGAACAAAUAAAUACUGAAUCUGUUUCGGACGUAAAACCUGAAAAGAUUGACACGAGUUCCUCCAAGGAACCAUCACCUACUAGUGAAAGGCGUAGCGGAUUUAUCAGCAAAGUUCUAUCCAAAGUUACUGGCAGAAAAGACAGGAGCGGUAGCAUUGAUGACGAUGGCGUAUUAUCUGACGGUGAAUCAAAGAAAAAGAAGAAAAAGAGUAAAAGGGACAAGAGUAAGGGAGUCGAACUCACCCCCGCUGAAGAAUGUGAGUUGUUCAGAGAGGCUGAAAAGGCCGUCGAAUUGACGCCUGGCCAGGAGUCUGAGUUAUUGAAGGAAGAACCUGUCGACGACAAGAAGAAAAAGAAGGAAAAGAAAGAAAAGAAGGAGAAGAGGAGGUCAGGUUCUGUUGACUCUGAAGUCGGCAUUAAACGAUCUAGCGUAAUUAGUACCAUUGUUACUAAAUUAUCUGACGUAUUCACUCCCAAGAAGUCACAGAGACGUUCAUCUUCGCCUGAUGAAGAGCUCAGUCGUAAUCUAUCUUUAGACGACAACAUUUGGCUAACCAAGUGCAUUUAUGACGACGCUGAAGAAUUAUUCCAUCAACGAUUGGCCGAAGAAAAGAAACAAAAGAAAGCGGACGACGUGCAAAAGAUCAACAGACACGACGAUCAGAACGACAAAGGGGGCGGUUCAGACCGUUCGGGUAGGGGUUCUCCAAGAGAUGAGCCGGACAAUUUCGGUAAACAAAACGGCAACAGCUCGGAAUAUAUGAUUUACUCUCUGCCGGGCAGAAUAGCUGGAUGGAAGGACAAAAGUACUUACUUAUCUUCCGAACCGUUAACUGACGAUUCAUUAGUAUCGCGCUCCGACUUAAAUUCGGUUAACGACCAUCUGAACGCCGCGAAAAGACUGUCCGAAAGUAUGGCGGAAGACGUGAUUAGCGACACCACACCCAUUUCCCUCACUGAUCCUUCUUUAGGGCCCCCAAGGCAGCAAUCAUCAGGGUAUCUGACCAGCUCGAUGACCGACGAAGACAAGCUGCUCAAGAAGGAAAUGGUAGAUAGUGUGGGAGUCCUACAAAAAGCAUUACAGACUACAGAAUUGAGUAUUGGAGAUCUGCCCAGUGAGGGUUACAAUGACAUGAUUGCAGCUUUAGAGCACAUAACUGGAGAAUUGAAGAAACAUGCGGCCGAAGCCAUCCGCCUAGAGGGACAAAUCGUGUGUCUGACCUCGGAUCACGAGACCCAAACGCUGUCAGCACUUCUGGCCGGCAUACGAACCCGAAUUGCCACCCUUCUAUCCCAAGCGGAGGACGGAAGAAUCCUUAUAACGAACGCCCAACAUUUGCAGUUGAAAAAGAAAGAAGAAGUAAAUCAGUAUCAAAUCCUACUGACUGAAAUAGAAAUUUGGCUGCAAACCACUCGCAAGACCAUCGAGAACUUUGUCCUACCAAAUAAGGAAUCACAAAUAGAACACUCAAUAUCUGACGCUGAACAAUUGAGUCGCGAUCUUCAACAAAAGGAGGCGCAACUAGCGGAGUUAACCAAAGUUUGUGAGGAACUCAAAAAAUCCCCCGAAGUCCGAGACCUAGUGGAAAGCCUAUUGCAACAGCUGAAAACUCUUAUUGUCAUAUUUGCAGAACAGAAGACCAUAAUAAGGGCCAGAAUUGAAACUCUUCGCGUCCACCUGAUUGAAUUACAGGAAAAAGCAAACCGCACCCCAGACUUGUCUUUGGAGAACACCUUGGACUCAAGUUCCAUGCCAGUAGAAGAAAUUCCCAUUCACACCGACACAAAGAAGGUUUCUGAAGAAUUCAUAACCACAGAAAGGGUUGCUCAACCCACUGCACACAUUGAAACACAAACAGGAAGGAGCCUAUCUUCCCCCGUCGUUCAAGAAGCGCCAACCAAAGACUUCAGUGUAACAUACAACGUGCCAGUCGACGCGCAAAUCCAGGCCGAACUCUCGAAAAGUCUGGAGGAACCGUUGCCACAACAAAAAGAAACGAUUGUCAUCUCCAAAACCGUAUCCGGUGGCCUGGAAACGAUCCAAAUUGCGACCGCACCAAUGGCGUCCGAACCACAACCGAUUGUGGAAGAACCCGACGAUGACCUCACCGUUGAGGCCAACUAUCGAAAGAGGCCCGAAUCCGAAACUAAAACAACCGAUUUGACUAUAGUCAAUGCCAACCCUAAUCAACCUUUUGAAACAGUAUUCGUGGAACCGGAUGAAACCACAACCGAAGUGAUAGUGGACGCUGACGGCACCAAAAGGAUAAUCGUCAAGAAGCUGCACAGAACCGUGGUACGCCAUCAAGAGUCACUCCAACAACAGCAACAGUUCACAACGUUUACAACGGUAAAGGAGGGUGAAGUUCCUGUGACACAAAGCUUCUCUCAAGUGACACUUAAGGGACAGCAAAGUAGCACCACGGUCGCCAGUGGUGAUGGUAAGAAGGCCACACUUACCAGUCAACAAUACGGAGGAAAAGUUAUAUCCGGAGCACCUGGUGGUGAGAUAAAUGUACAAGAAUUCCAGUCUGAACCUGAGACACAUUACACCUACGUGGGUGAUGCCAUCAAGCCAGAUGAAGUUGAAGUUGAAGGUAUUAAGUUACAUGAAGGUGACAUAACACUAGUGGACAGUGAACACAAUAAGUUAUUACCUGUUGAAGGCGGUCAAAUUACUUUAGAAGGUAACGAAAUACACACUUCAAGUUCUAGUGUGAGGGCAGUUGUCCAACAAGUAACUAGAAGAAUCAUCAGAAAGACCAGACGUAUCAUAAGAAAAACAGUUAUUAUCGAUGGAAAGGAACAUGUUACGGAAGAAGUUAUUGAAGAACCUGAAGAAGUGGAAGUGACAGAAGAAGGUAUUCCACGUGUCAGCAUUAACGUUACAAGAACUGAAGAUGGUAAAAUAGUAGAAGACAAACAAUUCGGAGAACCAUCUGUUUCAAAAACAACUGUAGUAGAAACCGCCCCUGAAACAACGACCGUUAUUAGUCAACCAGAAGAGAGGUACGUUGUAGAGACGCACACUGCACCAGCCGAAUUAGCACAACCUUCCACAGAGGAAAUCGCUACUAGUAAUAUCGUCAGCUCCUUCUUAGAUAAUGAAAGGCUUGCAGUUAGUAGCGUUGAAAGUAGUGUCGAAAAAGCACCUAGUACUUCCGCAACACCCAGUAAACAGGACAAAAAGAAAAAGAAAGGCAAAAAGACUCCUGAAGACGAGUUAAAAGUUAGUACUGAAUCUGAUAAAACUGUUUCUGUUGCUACAGUAGACACAACAGCCCAUCCUAUUGAAGACGCCUCGACGACCACAGUUAUUCAUAAAGUUUCUGAAGAGCUCAUAUCACCACCUGAACAAAGUACUACUAAACAAAUUGUUACAGAAACAGUAACUACAACUGAGACAAAACAACCAGAAGAAGGAUUUGAAGUUAUCGAAAUACCUUCUGAAACAAAAGUAACGAAAACUACCGAAAUAGUAGAAACUAAGCAACCUAAAGAAACAAUAGAAACUGUUAUUCCUAGGGAAUCUGCGGUACUUGAAAGGGGUAAGACCCCAGUUAUAGAUACAUCAGAAAUAGUAAAAUCACCCCAAGAAUUAACUACUGUAACGACCACCAUAAUAAGCACAUCAGAACCAAUAAUUAAAUCUACAUCUCCACAAAUUACUGAAAUAGUAGAUUCACCUUCAGCAACUAACAUUGUAGAAACUACAGUUAUAAAAUCUCCCGAAAUAUUGGAAACUUCCAUCGAGCCAACAGUUGUAAAAACUACAGUUAUACAAUCUCCACAAAAAGUAGAAGAAACUAUAGUAUCUCCAAUAGAAAAAACAAUUACAGAAACAAUAACAAAGACCACAUCCCCAGUUCAAGAAGAAAUACUUACAUCUCCUGUUAUCGAUGAAUUGGUAAGGAAGUCGCCAAAGGUUACACCCGAACUACCUACUACAUCAUCUCAGGCCUCUGAAUCCUCGUCGGUAAAAGACAGUCCAAAACCAAGCUCUGUUGUAAUAUCUGCUGAACUCCCACAAACCACAGUGAGUCAAGAGACAAUUAACUUAAUCGAAGCGGAAAAGGUACCAGAAAAGCUAGAAUUACCUACUAUAAGUAAGGCUUACUCGGAAGAGACGAAACCUUUGGAGACUAGUGAAGUAGUAAGCGUUCAAUCUGCCCCAAUACGAGAAACAGUUUCCGAAACUGUGAUCAAGUCCACAAUGGACUUCACACCAAGUGCUCCACCAUAUGAACCAGAUAUACAACCAAAUUUAAGUAUGACAACACAAAAUUUUAUUUUGUCGGAGCAGUUGCAUGAACCUACAAUUCCAUCUAGUAAAUCUCCUGAAGAAUCUUCGGAAUCUCCAAAAGGCAAAAAGAAGAGAAAGUUCUCAUCGUCGAAAACAAAGAAAUUAUCUCCUGGAACACCAAGAACUCAAAGCCCGAUAGAGACUGAAGAAGUCUCAGAACCAGCAGCACAGGAAAUAACGUUAGUCAAAGAAAUUCCUGUAGAAAGUGUCGUUUUGGAAGAAACUAAAAUCAUUUCGUCCAAAACUGUAGACCCAGUACAAGGAGUACAAAUUGACUUAUCGUUAGAAGAAACACAAAAACUCAAAGAUGUAGAUGUAAAACCAAUCAAAACCGAAAAACCAAAGGAGCCUUCACAAGCUGUGGAAAUUGAACUGUCUCUGGAAGAAAAACAAAUUGACCGUGACAUAAAGACACCAAAGGUAGAAGUAACCAUGAAAAUUGAAGAGGACAAAGAUAAGAAUGUGCCUGCCGAAGUUCUUCAAAAGGACAUUCAUGUCGUUCUUCCCUCUACACAGGAAAAAAUUGAAACAGUUGUCACCCCAAUAAUCUCAAAAUUGGAAGCUGAGUAUGAAGAACCAAGUACACCCAGUGAUCUGGACCACGGAGGUCGAAAGAGUAAAAAGAAAAAGAAACACAAACCAUCCAGUAGUACUCCAAGUGAAAAAGAGGAAACCGAAGAAAAAUCAAUUGCAUCUUCUCUCGUUGAAUCCAUGGAGAUCAACAUCCCUGAAGAUUCACAAGUUUCAGAAGACACACCAAAACCCACGCAUGAAGACUUCCAACCAGUUAGUGAGUCUGACGACGAUUCUGGAAAAGGAAAAGAUACAGGUUAUGAAGCUGAUAAGACUACAGUUGAUGAAAGUCUUGCCGAUGAUGAUGAUCAAGAAAAGAAGAAGCGUCGCAAGAAAAAGAAAAAACAGAAGAUUAAAAUUAAAGAUAGUGAGGAGUCUCAAGUACCAAAAACACCUACAGAUUCUUCUCCGAUAGGAGAGUCCGUUGCUUUCACAGAUGAUGAACCUAGCGCCCCGGAAAUUCCAAUGGAGGAACCUAAAAAAUCUAAAAAACGCAAGACGAAAGGCAAACGUAAGCAAUCAGAAAGUGAACCAGACAUUGAAUCAUCCACAAUUGUUGAAGCACAAGAUGAGGAAAUUCAAUCACCCAAUGAAUCUUAUCACACUAUAUCAACCCAAUCUGAACCAGGUACUGUGAAAGUUAUCCAAGAAAGUGUCCCAAGUAGACCAGAAAGCGAAUCUCCCAAAGAUAUAGCUUCUACUAUUGUUACUGUAGUGCCUGUAUUGGAAGGUAUUAUAACUCAGGAGGGUGUUAUGCAAACGUCACCAGUUGAUUUAACAGCUUCCUUUAUAGAACAAGAAAGAGUUAGUGUUGAAAAACCUGAAGAGCGUCAAACUUCAGCUCAGACAUCACCUGAAGCACCUAAAGAUACAUCUGAAACAUCUAUUCAGACAACCGAAGAAUUUAAACCAGAUGUAGAAAAACCUGAAACAACUGAAAGUACAACGCAAUUCGAAAUAAUGACCACUGAAAUUGUUACACAAACUUCUCCAGAGCCUUCUGAACCAAUAGUAGUUUCAACAGUUGAAACAGCUACUUCUCCAAUUAAAACUGAAGUUACGGAAAUUUCUGCUCAGACUGUUACACCGGAAAGGGUUGACAGUCCUAAAAUAGAAAUAGUUAAAACUUCGGAAGAAGUAGUACCUAAAACGGAAACAUCAAUGCAAACCACCGAAGUAAUUACUGAAGAAGUCAGCAGCCAGACAAAAUCACCAGUCACCGUUGAAACAACAGAAAUAUCUGUGCAAUCUCAACCAGAAGUAACUGAUCAACAAACUUCACCAGAGCCAUCCGCUCCACCAAUGGAGGUAGAUCGUCCAAAAUCUCCUGAAAAAGAAAUUAUCAUUCCUCAACGAGAAUUGUCUGAAUCUGUUACCCAAACUUCUCCAGUACCUGUGCAAGAAUCUAAAGAUGAAACUCCUACAUCUUCCGAAUAUGAGGUGGUUGUAAAAACAACUGUUAUUUAUCCAUCAGAUACAUCUACGUCUAGUAUAACACCCACUCCUUCGGAUCAGCUUGAAAGUAAAAAUGACCCUUCACCUUCAACUGAAACAUUAUCUGAAGGUUCCGAAUAUUCAGAUGACGAAUAUUCAAUUAAUGUAGAAGUAGAUGGAAAACCAAUUGAUAAAAAUUCUGUAACAACUUUCAUUGAAACCGAGAAAGAUGGGGAUGAUUCACAUAAAUCAAAGAAAAAACGUCACAGAAAACGUAAAAAACAUCCAGAUGAUGCAAAACCAGAUAUUGAAAAAGACUUAUUCUCUCAAUUUAAGAAAGCAGAAGGUGACCAUUUGGAUCCUAAAGAUUUAUACUCAGAGGUAGCAAAGAAAGGAUCAAGAAAUACUUCUCCAAUCAGACCAGAAGAUACUGAAGUCUUUACUAAAGUGUAUACCACCAUCGGCGAAGAUAACAUUAAGAAACCAGAAGAAGCUUUGGUUAAUGUUUCCGUAAGCUUACCACAAAAACCAGAAAUAACACCGGAAGAUAUUGAAAUUAUCACAAAGGACGUAUUUACAACAAAACCAUCGUCCUUCCAAGUGGAUUCAAUGUUGACGGAAGCCGAAGUCACUGGCAAAGAUGAUCUGCCUGUCGAUGUUACAUCUGUGGAACUAUCAAUUCAUACAACACCAUCCACAGAAGGUAGAGAUAAGACCAAGGACAUUCCGAAAGAGCAGACAAUAUCUCAAGUUAAGGAACCAGAUAGUACAACAACUGAAGAUGUCAUUCUUGUGCAAUCUGUGCAGUUAAAACCAGUAAAACCAACUCAGAAACUUAGUAAAAAGGAUGCCACAGGUACAUUCUUAAGUCAAGAAAGGCAAGGUGAACCAACUCAAGAGAGUAAAGUUACCGAACCAACUCAAGACAGUAAGGUUACGAGUACCUUAGUAACUGAAGAUAACACAGUCAAGAAUGAACCUGAAAUACAUUAUACUGUGACAGAACCUAAACCAAAACAAGCUAUUAAACCCAAAGGCAAGAAUAAGCACGUGUCCUCUGUGACCAUUGAAGAAGUUCAAUCUCCCCAAAUAGUUACAGACACUCCUUUGACUCCGGCUUCUGACGCCCCAUUGUCACCUCCAAAUUAUCCUACAGUCACUUGGAAACCACCCAAGAGGGAUGAAUCUACACUAAUUAUUGAAAGUGAAAAACAACUUCCUAUAGUCCUUCAAGAUGUAGACAUCAGAUGGAAUCAGGCACAAGCUUUGGAAAGAUUUAAAAACUUGCAGAAUGCUAAAAAGACAACACAUCUGAGUGAUGUUUUAUAUUUGGCUACUCUGAAUCAAGUGGUUACUGACGAAAGCGUGGAACAAAGAGAUAACAACGUAAAGCAAAACUUGGAGGUACUACAACAAGCUGUAGAAAAACGUGAUGUUGUCGUAAUCCAACAAACUAUAAUAACAACAGUUGAAACAAUAACAACUUGGCUAGAAACCAUCGAAUACAGAAUCUACGUGAAUAGACAACAAACAGCGGAUGGACCUUCAAAAGAAAGAGUUCAAGAGUUUAACAAUCUCAAAGAAGAAAUUGCUAAUAUUGAUGCUAAAGUUGACCAAUUGCAGAAGGUCAUGCAAAGUGCUGACAACAUCUACAACGAAGAAGAUAGAGAAAGGAUGAGAAGUUACAUUGAAUCACUACAACAACAAGUCAAAGUAAUUGAAGAAGUGACAGAAGAAAAUGAACAACUUGCUGCUGGCGAUCUACAACGAUGGGAAGAUUUCGUUAAUGGAGUGGAUACGGUAUCUCACGACAUUCGUAAACUUCAAAGGCAAUUGAGUGAUCUUAAAGAGUCUGAUGCAUCACCCCAGACAAAACUUAGUGAACUUGACAAACUAGAAAACAACAACAGAUCUGACAUGCUUAAGGCAGUACAUCUCAAAGCAACAGCUAAGAGCUUACUGCGGGACUUCCCAACGCGUGAAAUUCCUAAAGAAGUUUACGUAGUUCAUGAAAUGACAAAACAAUUGGAACAACAAAUUAUCACAGAAAGAGUUAAGGCUUUACAAUUGUUAUCAUUAGCUGAUGAAUAUGAACAGACUCUUAAAGAAUUUAAGCAGAUUAUUGUAAUAGCUGAAGCACUUGUAGAGAGUUCAAUUUCAGUGAAAAAUCUUGAACAUUUGGAGGAUGAAAUGCAAAACCAUCGCAAAUUCUUUGUCAACCUGAGCCACUGCCGGGCUAUUCUAGAAUCUUUAGAAGAAAAUCUAGACUCAGAAACCAGAGCACACCAUUCAGAGCUCCACAAUAACCUCUACGAUAGAGCUAAGAACAUUUUGGACAAAUCAUCUGGUCGUUUCCAACAAAUGUCUCUGGCUGCCUCGAGAUGGACCGUCUUAGAACAAGGUACCAGAGAAGAAAUGAAAUGGCUACAGGUUGCUCAACAAAGAGUACCUGAGCUAAACAACGUUACUUCAUCAGACUAUGACAGAUAUAUAGACCUAUAUCAAUCUUUGGCUGACGAUAUUGCCCACCAUCACAACAAAUUGAUUCACUUGAACGGUGUAGCUCAAAAAUUGCAAGAGCUUGUCUACUGUUCUGGAUUGGAAGAAGCCUUCAGCGAAUCAUUGGACAUUAUUGUAAGACUUCAAGAAGAUGUCGACAACAAACUUGAAAGAUUAUCAGCAUUCAGGGAAGCUUGGUCCAUAUACGAUAUUUUAAGUGACAAGGUGGAAUACUGGAUCAGAGACGCUGAAGCACAAUUAAAGAAAAUCGAUGUGCAUUCAGGACAGAGAGGACACAUGAGACAAUUUUGGGAACUAAAAGCACAACAUGAGGUCAUCAACACAUCCCGUCUAAACGCAACGCAAGCUUUGGAAAAGUCAUUACAAGUUGUACCCAUAUCUGAUGAGUUGGUCCAAAGGAAAUUCCAUGCGGAACUUCAAGGCCGCUGGAGCAAAGUUUCCGAUAAAAUUAACGACAUUCAAUCGUCUAUUAUAGAAACCAUCUCAGCAUCAGAUAAACCAGUCAAUGAAAAAUUAGCUCUUUUAGAACAGGAGUUAGUUGACCUCAAAACGGAUGUGGAUAACCUACAAGGAAUAAUUAAAACCGAAGAAGAUCUAGAUUUGUAUGUCGAAAGACUGCAAAUUAUGUCUUCUAGAUUAGAAACCAUUCAAAACGAACUCGGCAGAUUGGGUCUCCUAUCUGCUGAUGAAUCUGAAAAAGUUGGAUCAUUGUUGUCCUUGUCUAAAAAUCUUGAAAUCAUCAUCUCCGAAGAACUGGAAGGAGGUAUCCUCCUCAAGGAUCGGCUUCAAGCCAUUCAGAAAGGUAUCCAAAGGGUACGCAGGAAACACUCCGAAUUCAGCAAGGCCCUGGACCAAUGCGAGAGCGCCGAAAAGAUGGGCAGCGAACAAGUCGAGAAGGCGCUCGUAGACUGCAACGAAAUUGGCGAAGAACUCGUGACCCUGUGGCAAGACCUGAUGGGUCUGCGUCAAUUGCUUCACACCCUUCCGAUGCGCCUCAAAGUCACCGUAUCGCCGGUGCAAGUCGAACGGGAGAUUUCCCAGCUUCAGGACGAACACGCGGCCCUGGAAAAACGUUGCGGCCAGCUUCUGGCGUUGCUGAGGAGCCGCCUCAAUCUGUGGCAGAGGUUCGAGCGUCAGCUCGAACUUGUGCAGCAGAGCGUCAAGGAGGCCGACUUCAUGAUGGAGCUGCUGACCGUUCAGGGCACCGUCGACUACGAAAGACUGAGGAAGGCCACCGAGAGAUUAGAGAGCGUAUCCGGGGACCUGGUGUCGCGCGAGACCCUCGUCGAGGAGCUGAAGGAGGCCGCCAAACCAUUGGCCGACAGCUGUUCACCGGAAAUAUCCGCUAAAGUACAGGCCGCCGUACAGAACGCCGUCACAGCGUACUCGAGCACCUGCAGCCAGCUGAAGGAGCUCUGCACCAAGUACCAUCACGCGGCCGAUCUCUGGAAGCAGUACAGGGAGGCGGCCGACCUGGUGCGCGAAUGGACCGACAACCCUAUGGAGUCGGUGGACGAUCUCGAGCCCGAGGAGGCCAUCGAAAGAGUUAAGAUAUGUGAACAGACAUAUGCUGCCCACAAGAAACGUAUUGGCGAAAUCCAACAACUAGUAAAUAACAUCGCCUCAGUGGUGGGACUUGAUGCUAAGGCUUUACUUGGUGGUGAAGUUGAGGCACUAGGAAAACGUCUUGACGAUGUCAGGGAAUCACUCACAGCCCUGGCCGACGUGGCCGAAGCAAAGGCCAAGACCAAGAGCGAGGCAAACGAGGAAAUUAUUGCCUCCAGAACCUACCUAGAUUCAGUACAAAAGAGCAUAAAUUCAUUGGACAGUAGCGAUCCAGAUUCGGAUCCGGAGGAUAAGCUUCAUACUCUCAGGGAUCACUUGUUGGCUCUGAGCAAGGCUGAGGGUCAAAUCCAAAAGAUCAAGGAUAAAACUCUGGAGAUUUCAACGACGAAGACUGAAACCUCCGUCAUUGAAAUCCUGGAACUUUGGCAACAAGUGUUCCGGGAGACGUUCCAACAGUAUCACCGUUUGAGUACUCGUCUAGUCAAAAAUGAGGAUGGAGCGGCCGCUCUUAAACUCUGGCAAGAAUAUCUAGUCAAUGUUCAACAGUUCUUGCAGGGUACGAUUCCUGGUGACUACCACAGUCUUUCAGAUCACCAACACCUUUGCCAAGUGCACCAAAAUCUUCUGACCACGCAACAGAAUGUUCUCAAACCACUCGAGAACAAAGAGAACCUCGUGGAAGGGUUAGUUGAGUCUACACUUAUGGAACAGUUUAACUCUCUAACCAAUGUCCACAAUGAAACCUUAUCCAGAAUCAUGGAUAGACACAAUGAAGUUCAAAAUCGUUUGGAUGCAUGGGAAAGGUAUAGAAAAGACCAACAAAAUCUCCUAGACUGGCUAAAGAACGUUGAACAAGAAAAAGAAAAGCUACAGUUACGCUACAUGCACAUACGUAGGAUACCCAAGUUAAUAUCUCGCAUUGAAGGUCUCUUAGAGAAAGUUCCUAAAGGCUAUGAACAAUAUGAUAAUCUACAGUUACAACAAAAUCGAUUGAUACAAUUCUGUGAUGAUGCACUAGCCACUUCUAUCCGCAUAGAACAUGUUGCCAUUAAACAAAGAAUCGCCAAUUUAGAAGCUGGUCUUCAGACUUGGAGGGAGUUCUUGGUACGCAUUCAGAACUUGAUCAAAUCUCAUGAAGAAAGGGCCAACAAGAUCCAAGCUUCCUUUGAUAACAUUCAAGAAAUCAUUAACCAAUCAACGAAACAGGUACCCAGUACACAUGCAGGAAUCGGUAACACACGUGAUUAUCUACAAAGGGUUAGAAGCAAUCUGAGUUUGUCCGCUGGAGAACUCGAGCAACUCGGAAUUUCUCAGGAGCAACUAAAGGAAUGCCUAAGCCAUGGAGACUUGAAGACCAUCAACCAAAGAAUGUGGCUUCUCAGACAUCAAUUUGAAGACUUGGAACACCAGUUGGCGACGAUCUGUCACCAAUAUGAUGAAAAACUAGGUUUAAGAUCUGCCUUUGAGACGCGGCAUUCCCGAUUUAUCACAUGGGUGGACGAAAUUGAAAAACGUCUGGACCAUGAAAGCGAAGGUUCAUCAACCCUUUCGGAUCCUAAAGAGAUGUUGCGUAAAUUGGAAACUGAGCUUCAAGCAGAGAUGUCUCUAAAAGAUAGAGAAUACAAUUGGCUAUUGCAUACUGGAAAGGAUCUAGUCGAAAAUUGUGGUGAAGAGUACAGUGAUGUGACGGCCAAACAGAUUAUCCAAAGAAAGGCCGAAGAAGUGCAAAACAGAUGGGAACGCCUGGAAAAUCUUGGCCGAACCCGUGCAAAUAAGAUCACGGAGAUAAUGCAAACCAUGUUAACUUUACAAGAACGCAUAGACCAGAUAAGAGCGUGGUUAUCUCAAAUUGAAGUACAACUUGCCAAACCACUCAUAUUUGAAGCCAGUACCAAAGAUGUGAUAGACAGGAAGCUUCAAGAACAUGACAAACUAAAGAAGUCCAUUGAAAACGAAAGUGCUAAUAUUGCCGAAGUACUGAACCUAUGUGAAUUGCUCCUGAAUGACGCUGAUUUAGAGAAAGCCCGUUUUGACACUGAGAAAAUUACCUCCGAUUCUGAAAAUCUUGAAAAACGCUGGAAAGCUGUUUGCGGUCACUCAGCUGAACGUAAACGUAAGAUCACAUACCUCUGGAAGCUUCUUUUAGAUGUUCUUAAACUCAGCGAAGACCAGGAUAAGUGGCUCAAUGAAAAGGAAGCCAAACUUAAAGAAUUCGACAGACCAAUAAAAGACCUGGACCGUGAUGAAAUCCAAGAUUUGAUAUACUUACUAGAGAAUCAAAUUAAGGAUAUUGAAUCCCAUACCCCACAAUUCCAAAUUUUGGAACAAACUUAUUCCAAAUUGGUCACUGAUGGAGGAUUAGAACCAAAGAAUGUACUGGAGCUGACCUCCAAAUCACGUGUUGUCAUUACCAGAUGGCACAAUCUAAUGCCGAAAGCUACAAGUAAUCUAAACCGCCUUAAAGCUGAAAUUGAACCUUUCAAAGAGUUCUCUCUUAUUCAUGAAGAAGCUGUAGUUGAUUUAAGCAAGAUCGACGCUCAACUGACGGAACUCCAACAUCUGUCCAACGAGAAAAUGCCAGCGAAAGAACGUCUUAAGAAACUUGAGGCGAUUGAAAAUAAUUUGAAAGCCAAGACACCAUCAUUAGAAACUGCAGACAAAUUAGGUUUGAAGAUUAUGAAAAAGAGCAAAAAGGCUGAAGUUACAAGGAUACAAAAGAUGAUUGACGAAUAUCAAAUCCUCUGCAAGGACAUUCACGAGAGGAUAAUCAUUCUUAAACGGGAAAUAACAGCACAAUGCAAAAAGAAGCCCAAAGAAGUCGACGAAAGUGUACAAGUUGAGACCUUGAAAUUCGAACAAGACACAGCAGUUCAAGUUGACACCCUUCCGCCACAACUACAACGUAUGACAUCCAUCAGCGCUAAAGAUGCUUACUUGGUGGAGAUUGGUGCUGCACUCACUGAAUGCCGGGCAAAUAUUGACGACCUGGAAGAACUAGUCAGAAAGGAGAUUCCUAAACAGGGUUCUCCAGAAUUGCCGACCAGCAGCAAGAAGAUCGCCAAGGCAUCUGCCAAGUGCCAAGCCAGUGUUGAACUGGUGAAGCAUCUUCACGAUCUCUUGUUGAACGAAUGCAACGCUUCUUCUUCCGAGGCGAGCACAAGUGACGUGGAAGACCUGAGCGAGAGGUUCGAAAUGUUGCUAAUCAGCGCCAAGGAGAAAGAGAAAAAAUUAAGAGAACUCAGAUCAACCGAGGCUUACAAUCUAUUAUGUCAACAUGAGGCUGGAAGACUGUUGUGUCCAUUGUGUACCCGCCGUAACUGGGACCAACUAGAAAACGAUCUAUGGCGUCUGGAAAAAUGGCUGCAGGCAGCCGAAGGAACGCAGAAGUCACUGCGAUCGCCCCCCAAGAACAUCGAACAUUUGGAAGAUGUUAUCCAAGACCACAGGGAGUUCCUGUUGGAUCUGGACAGCCAUAGAAGCAUCGUAAGGUCUUUGAACAUCGUAGGUACUCAUUUGGCUGAUCAUACAGAGGACACCAAACGGGCCGAGGAGCUCAGAAAACGACUCGAGGGUGACAACAAGAAAUGGGAGGUUAUUUGCAAGAAUGCCGACCAGUGGGGUAUACAAUUACAAAGAGCCCUCAUGGAUAACCAACAAUUCCACAACAUCGUUAACGAGCUGUGCCAGUGGCUGGAGAAGAACGAACGUAAGAUCAAGACAUCUGAACCAGUCGACCUGACGGCGUCCCGUGAGUCGAUCGAUGCGAAAUACCGUUGCUUCUUGGAGCUUCGCGCCGAGCUGGAACGUUGCGAACCGCGGGUACUCAGCCUUCAGGAGGCCGCCAACCAGCUGCUGAAAUGCGAGGGAGCGCCCGAAGGUUCCAGCGUGAUAUGUCAACAACUCACUGAGUUGCGGCUCAAGCUGCAGUCGCUGAUCAGACUGACUGUGAUCUACACGCUGAAACUGGGAACGGUUUUGGGCAAAGACCCGAACGAGUACUACAGUCUCAUGACCGUGCAAACGGCUGAGACGCCACUGCAAGCACUCUCCUAUGAUCUUCUGGACCAACCAAGCAAGGAUGAACCAAGUACAUCGGCACGAGACGACACCGCUCACAAUGGUUCUUCUGACGAAUCUGAGAACAUCAACACCUCGACGUUGAGAAGAGGAUGCAGAUUUUUGGGACGUGUCGUUAGAGCUUCGUUCCCUAUUCAAGUCGGGUUGAUGCUGUUGCUUGGUGCAGCAUCUUUUGUACCCUAUUCAGAAGAUGACUACUCUUGUUCAAUUGUUAACAAUUUGGCCAACCAUCUGACGCCGACAUUAAGAUAUAUGGACGGACCACCGCCCAUUUAAGAGAAUACUCAACUAUUGAUUUAUUCAUUCCAAUUAUUAUUUAUGUAUUGAAUUAGUUACUUAAUUUUUUUUGUACUAUUUUUGUAAAUAUGUGACUUAUUUUUUAUCCAGGCAAAGCUCCAUUCUAACACAUAUACAAAGAAUUGUAUACAUAUAUGACUAGGAUUUGUAAUAUUCUUUAUAUUAUAGCGUAGUUUUUGUAAUAUUAAACUUGUAAAUUAAAAACGAUUUAUCUGUAUAUUGGGGAAAGCACAAAAUAUUUAAUAUAUUUUAUAUCGUUGUUUAUGUAAAAGGUUGUGUAAAAAUUAAACAGUUUGUGUACUAAAGGAGUGGAACAUUUUAGUACGCAAACAAAUUAAUUUUUCUGUGAUGAAACUGCCCCGAAGUAUUGUAUAUUAACAACGCAAAAAGAUCUCUCCACUUUUUGGGUCGUUUAUAGCAAUCCCGAAAUGGUUUGCGUAGCUGCCUCUCCAAAGUUACGCAACUAGAAAAGAAACACUUCUUGUGAAGUAAAAAUCUCCCAAUUUACUUUGCGAGGACCUAUAUUCGGGGAUAUGUGAACAUGUAUAAUGCCUUAUAUAACUAGUUUUUUAUUUUUAUUGUUGCUUUUUGCAAAUUUUAUAUUGUUUUUCAUUUGCUGUGUAAGGUAUAAUUUAUCGUCGCAAUAUUACAUGGAUUUAGUUCACUGCUUUUAAACGAAAAACAUACGCUUUAAAAUAUUUUAGAGAACCCAUUAAAAAUAGGAAUGUUUUCGCAAUAAGUUAUAUAUUAUUAGUUUAUUUGGCAUCUUGAUAUUAUAAUGUAUGUUUUCAUUUAUAAAAUAUAGUUUAAAAAUAA
Molecule: messenger RNA, 63216 nt
Organism: Aethina tumida (small hive beetle)
Lineage: Eukaryota; Metazoa; Arthropoda; Insecta; Coleoptera; Nitidulidae
Gene: Msp300
Product: muscle-specific protein 300 kDa-like
Exons: 40
Coding region: 121-62379 (20752 amino acids)
Biological process (GO): nuclear migration
Cellular component (GO): cytoplasm; meiotic nuclear membrane microtubule tethering complex; nuclear outer membrane
Molecular function (GO): actin filament binding
Source: RefSeq, a predicted model, not a curated record